AGUAUUGUUUGAGUCUACAGCAGGAGGAACGGAGCCACUGCUGUCUAUUGCGAUGUGACAGCUCUGUACAGUGAUCAAUAACUGUACAGUUUGUUUUAAUUACAGAAUUAGAGAAGUGUCGCUUGUUGUGGAUGUACAUAUGACUGUAGGCGACGGCUGCCAACAGUGCUAACGUUAGCUGUCCUGUGAGACUUGACGACGGAGGAAACAACGAAGUGUUCUUUUAUGUCACACGGAUAAUAUUGAUGCUCAACGGAUGAAACGUCAGGGUGUUUCAGGACGAGAUAUUUUUUUCCUCGUGGACUCUUCCCAAAGAAUACACGGACGGACGCUUUCAGAGUAUUUCCAUGUUAUUGUUAGCGUGUUUGCAGGGACUUACUAUGGGCAGCAGCAGCAGCAGCUAUGACGUUAGCUGUAGCAUCCUCCUGGUUGUUAUGUCACUGUCAGGCUAACAGAUAGCUUGGCUGUCUGCAGCUGCCUCGCUCUUUUGCAUGGUCAUGUCCUGCAGGGUUGGCAUCAUGUAGACUGCCCCCCCUGUAUACGUCUGGAGACUGGGUAACAGACAGAGUGCAUGUGAGCCUCCUUGGAGAGUAAAUGCAAAGCUGGAUUGCAUCUAUCCAACUGGGUCAAAGACUGACAGCUGGCACUGAUAACAGUUUAGCUCAGGAUUGUUGCUGGCCAUGGUCAGAGCCGUCUGUUGUGUUUAACAUUACAAACAUCCCAGCCCACUUAUUUGCGGGGCAUGUGAGUGCAUCAUGUCCUGACUGUGACUCUUAUUUGUGCUAGAAUGAGGCACACCAGUGGGGCUUACAGAAAGGGAUAUUUGCAUUAUCUCUGCUGAUGCCUUGAGAAACAGUUUGUCACGGUUGAUGAAAUAUCCUAAAUUUGCGAGGAAGGAAACCCAUCCUGAGGGCUUCUUUUAGUUUCUUUUGGCCACCCAAUAGUUCAAAACCCAAGUACUUAUCAUUUAAUGGUGUAAAUGAUAAGAAAAGGCAGCAUUUUUUUGACAAUUCUGUUUUAAAAAUCCCUGAAACUACUGCUCAGUAUUCAAAGAAAGUAAUCUGUCAUAUAAAUCUGCAGCACAAGAAGAAAAAGCAGAACUAGAAUUGAGCUGAUCCUUGGCUACAGAAUUUACUUAAAGGCAAGACUGAAGGUUUACCCACCAGCUGGACCAUCAGCCCAUCACAAUGGAGACUGUGGGGGAUUUUGAGUACAGCAGAAAAGACCUGGUUGGACAUGGAGCCUUCGCCGUGGUGUUCAAAGGAAGACACAGAAAGGUAAAUAAACUGCUUGUCUGCAGUGUUUCUCCCCUUAUUUCUCUUCUGCAGGAAAAAAAGGGGGCAUGCUUCAUCUGAAAAUCUGGGUCAAUGCAGGAUGCAGUUCUGCAGCACACAGGCAGCAUAUGUGGGAUGUCACCAAUUUUAGGGGGGUGGUGAAUUACACUGUUCAUGACUAAACAUCUACAUGACAACUUAAGGCUGUGUUGGGUAAUUUAAGCGUAUUUUACCAGUUAGUUAGAUAAAUAUGUUUGUGUGGUUUGGUCCAUUCAUGAAACCAGGAUGAGUCAGGCAGCAGUGAAUGACUUGCUGACGUAAAGAGGAGGCAGGAUGGAGGAUGGGGUGCAGUGUUUUUCCUUUUUAAGGAUACAAGCUUCUCUUAUGUAACAGCUGCACAUUCAGACUGAUUUUAGUUUUAUUUAAGCAUGUUUUUUCCACUUAGGUUAUGAGAAUCUCUUAUGUGGUUGACCCGACAAAGGUGAUAAUUAUAUUUUUGGUGGAGACAUCAUAAAUGAUUUCUCCAGCCCAUUACAGGCUUUGACAACAACACUACUCAGCAAAACAGGACCAGAAACCAAGGCAGACACAUUAUUAAAGGUGUCCUGUCUGUUGUCUUCAGUGCACCAUAUCAUUGAAGGAGGGAAGUUGCAUCUGAGUGCUUCUUGAAGACUGCUGCAUCUUUAACAUGUCAUGCAACAGCAGUGAAAACUAUCACACAGCCAUAGGUGCAGAGAGAUGAGCUGUGAGGUACUACUAGUGGGAGGAGCAGGUGUGUGUUUGUCAGUAAAGCAGAGGGUCAGCGUGAGCAUGAGGUGAGAGAGGCUGCGACUCUGAACAGUGUUUGAAAUAUUUAAGUGCUUAGAGUGUUUAGGCUCAGUAAAUACCUGUAAUGUAAAUUCUGUCAAAUCAAUGAGCUUCAAUGUUAAAUAAUCAAUACCUCAAAAUCAGUCAGCUGACGCACUGACGCAUCACAAAUUUACUUUUGAUGAUAAAACGCAGUUAGUGAAAAGAAUGAGCAAACCACUCUGAUUUUAGUUAUUAAAUAUUGAUAAACUCAUUAUAUUUCCCUGGGGUGUGGUUAUUCAUCACAGCAGGACAAGGUGUGGGUGGUUCUGUGUGUGAACAUGUGACAGAAAUACAGGAGAUGACAUCAUUGUGCCUCCAUGCUGGUGUGAAGCAGAUGGUGCUGAAUUCUUCAAUGAACACCACAUUAGCUCUUCCCAUCACUCCCUGCUGCUCUAGACUCAGUGUCUGUCUCUUUAUUGAGACACCAUAUCAGUUCAUCCUUUUGACACUGACCUUUUGAACUAAUACAAUGUAGAGAUACCAUCAAACAAGGUAGGUUGACAAUACUUCUCAACCUGUAUGGAUGUGACAUUAUUGUUAUAGAUGUUGGGCCUCGCUUUAGUAAAAACUGAGGGUUUAAAAUAGUUCAUCACAUUUUUCUGUAGUGACACCGGCUGCUGUUUUGAAUGCCACUGUGCUCUGGUGCAUUCUUUACAAAGCAUGACUGCAAUAAUUAGCUUAAAGUCAACAAAUACCUUUUUUUCUUAGAAACUAUAGAAAACAAAGGAGUAAUUUCAUAACCUACAAAUAGUCAUUGAAUUUCUGUAGUAAAUAGGAAUUAAUUUUUAAUUUCCUUGAGGGAACUCUCUCAAAAGAAUUAAUAAAGUUGUAUCUUAUUCAAUCUGAUCUUAUCUAAUAUAAUAGUUUUUUAAUUGCUUGUUAAAAUUUCAUCAACAGUUUUGAAGUCCAUAAUAACAAUAAUAAUAACAAUGUUAAGCAAUUCUAAGCUGUGUCCUGAUUUGGAUGUCAAAUUAAUGUAAUGAAUUGGUCUUGACUUUUCUUGUCACAACAUGCCAACGUGACGAUGGCCUUUAGACCUGAGUCUUUUUGCAAUGCCGACUUGUCUGCAGUUGGAUGCCACUUGUUAAGACGCAUCCAACUGCUUCUCAACAACUUCUCUGACUUAGCUUCAUCCACAGGUCUGUGGCGACCGCACUCUAAUAAAUAGAGCGCUGUUGUAUUUUGUGAUGCGGUGGUGUGCUGACCUCAGUCUGAUGAGCUGCACCUGCACACUUAACACCUGGGUUGUAGCUCAGACUUAAAGUGCUUUGUGAACAUUUUCAUCCUGUUUGACUGCAUAUUGCUUUAGAUUUGUCAGCUGAGCUGAGUGGGAUUUUUGAAGUGAGUUUGCCAUCUGAAAGCAAAAUGGUAGUGUUAUUUUCUGUCUUGGCAGCAGCAGGUAGCAGAAAGAUACUGCAGCGGCUUGACUACAGUGUGCCCAAAGGUGCAAAAUAGCAGGUUUGAAAAAGAAAUAAAGCAUUGAUGUUUGACCUAAAUCGUACUGUGUGAACACUUACAGUGCUAAAAAUGCAAACUUUAUAACCAAUCAUCAGGAAGACUACAAGUACCGACUUAUUUUUUCUCCAGUAAAAUCAAUAUGUGAAUGUGCUCAAAGGAACAUUUGAACAUCAAAGUACUGUAUUUACUGCAGCUCUGACUCAUGUUGCAUCCUCUUCUAGCACUGCUCUGUUGUUUAUAAAGUGAUUUUUGACCCUAAACCAGUUCUCCAUUGCUGCUCUAAAGCAGUGGUAUGUAGCCUUGAUAGCUCUAUGCUGCAGUCACAGCAUAACUAUGGUAGGCUUUUGUCUUCGAAAAAUAAUGAGAAUUGAUUUUCUUCUGGGUUAAUAAAUAACAGUAUGAGAUUGUGCACUGACUGGUGUACUCCAGUUUCCUAUAAUGUAUCAGGAUGACUCAGCUGCAGACGGCCUUGAUGAGAAACUGCAUUUAAUGGAGCACACCCUUGCUCUGCUUCACAUAGCUUCUUGGUGUGCCAGCUGUGUAUUGAGUCUUCAGGACUUUUCAUCUCUGUCAUUGACUGAAUUAUUGGUCAGUUCUAUUCACAUCAUAGGGGCAAGACGUUAGGUGAACAGCAGGUAGAAGUGGGAGAAAAAAUUGAUUCACAGAAGUAUCCCAAUUUUUUGUUUUACAAUUUUUCAAUCGAAUUUAUGUUCACAUUUUUUUUUUAAUUUAACUUAAGUAUAAAUCUUAAAAACUGACUUAUGUGUGAUGUGUAUUUUUUGGGGGAAAUAUGGUUCCUGGAAUAGUCAGUAGACAAUCAUAAUCAUUCAACUAUUUCACUCAUGUAAAAAAUGCAGACUAAAAUUUGAGACUAAAAUAUCGUAGAAUCGCAAUUUAAAUCGAAUCAGCAUCCAAAAAAAUCGUAGAAGAAUCGAAUCGAAUCGGGGAGAAAAGCAUAUCGUCCCAGCCCUCACAGCAGGUACAAUGAUCCGUUUAUAAUUGCUUUGGCAGUGGUGAAUGUUACACCUUGCGUAAGCUCCUGUUACUGUAAUAUUAAGAAAUCAUGAAAAGGCUUAGGAGAGCUUGGGCAGCACACUCAGCUCAUUGUGUUUUGUUCCCAGUACACCUGGCUAACAAUUAAACCCUCUCAGGUGUAAUUUAGUGUCAGGAAUCAGCGUUUUGAUUGCAUCAUGUUGAUGCAAUCAAAUUCAUCAUAAUAAUCACUGAGAGGCUCAGAUUGUAAUUCUAAGAAGAGCGAUGGAGAAGACGAGAGGUGCACUUUUAAAUCCAGAACCUGUUGGUUUAGUCCCCACAUCCAGACUGCAGCAACCAAAACAGUAAUUUUACUGAGCCAAAGAUGGGAUUUACUGGAACUGCUACCUGCUUGGUUAGUUUGUUUGUGUGUGGAUCACACAGAUACUGUGCUGAAUCUGAACUAACCUUAAAAAAAGAACGCAAAGUAAACUGUGUGGCAGCCCGUUGUGGCAAAUAUGGCUCCAGUAGACCAGCAACAAAGUGGCAACAUCUGGUGUUGAAAAGUGUUUCUAUGAUAGUAACUUUAGCUCAAACUGGGUUUGUUUAGGGUUCAAUACUAAUAAGGCUGAAUGAUCAGUGGAGAAGAAGACACUUUCAGAGAUCAUUUCCCUUCAAGUUUGAGAGUGAAACUAGUGAUUUAAAAAGCUAAUGUUAAACUGCAAAAAACAGCAUUUUUCACUGGAUGUAAUUUAAUCCGGUGUAUUUCACACAGGGAUUACACUAGAGCUAUUACACCCUGUUACUGCGCCUGGCUGAAUCAAUCUGCUGGAGUGGUUUCAAAACUUUCAAGUCACUAAGACUCCAGAAUAUGUGAAAACCAAGAACAGGGCGAAGUUUGAAAUACCAGCUCUCCAUUUGAAGGUGUAAUGUAUUUUGAUUUUCCUGUAGUGUCUUCUGCUGCAAGUCUCCUUCUCACACUGUCUAACACCGCACAAGGUCUGGCUGCAGUGUUGCUGACGCUAAUCUCUUUGUUGCUCUGUAAUCAGCUGUGUGAUUCAUAAAUGAGAUCAUGCUUUAUUCUGGAAAAUGAAAGCUCCUGUUCCUGUCUGUGCAGAGGAGACCUGCUUACUCUGCAAUGCUUAACUCCCCAUUAUGUGGUGCACUACCAAGCCAUUAGUUUGCCCCCCCCAACCCCCUCCUUCUUCUCCUCCUCCUCUUUCUCCUCACCCUCUCAGCUUUACAUGGCGAGCCAGCGAGGUCAUGUCUUUUUAUUUUUUCUAUGGAUGUAGUGUCGGCGGCUCAGUCACAGUUGGCUGGGCAGGCUGUCAGUGAUCUGGGGAUGGAUGCAGCUCAGUUGGCAGUGUAUUACACACACAAACCCACAUGCCCCCUCACCCUAUGUCAGUCGGUGCCAGGCUUUAGGUGCUGUGCACCCACAGGACAUCUCCUGUUAACCUACGUUCAUUUGUGAUGUGAAACAUGUCUCACUCAGUUAUAGAUUCCUAGAGGCUCAUGGUAAUGUCAUCGUUGUAUUAAUUAGAGUGAGAAGUGCCUGAGCUAAUAGUUAUGAUUAAUAUAGAAAGAUAAUGUUUCCUAUCUCAAGGCAGAUCUAAAUGCCAUCACAGUCAGUCAGUCUUUUUGCUGCUUUGUCAGCCUGACUGAAGAGCAUUAAAGAAACACUGGUUGCUUUUAUUUAUUUUGAUUACUAGGUCCAUUCAUUUUGAAGAGGAGGGGACCUCAGAGGGACAUACAGCUCAGCUCUGCUUCCACCAUAUUUCCUGUCCUAUGAGUGUUUUUCACAAGGGCAUCGUGACAGUGACUCCUGGGGUUUUAUUUCAGUGUCCUCAGCUGUGUGUUUGCAUGUGCAGCACAUCUCCUGAGAGCCUCUAAACUCACGUGACCUCCAAAAGUCUUUUUAUACCUGCCCCAGGAGCUAGUCUCGAAACUUUAUCCCAGCACUGGGGUAAAAUAUAGGCCUGCUCCAGCCUUGUUAGCUUUUAGUGUAAGUAGGCUGGCCGCCGCUCGAGCUGUCAUCCGAGUGCCUCGUCAUUCAGCGUGUCAUUCAGUGCAAUGGGCCAAUCUGACUGUCAGAAACCCAAGUGACCUGGUGUUAUUGAAACGUAUAAAAUUUCAUUCGUCCUUCCAGCCAACGCUCACACAGAGAUGCUGACAGAGUCAUUUAGACCAACAGGCUUUCAGACACAGUGCACAUAUUACUUAUUCAAAAGCAAAAUUCAAGUGCCGGUACACUAGAGCUGGGUAAUACAGCUGAAAUCAUGCAUCCUAACACUUCAAUGUAGAUUUGUUUUAAGUUGGACAUACUUGGCAUUCUUAUGUGAACCAUAAAUAAUUGUUUUGUAUAUAUGAAAAUGUAUGUGGGGUAAAAAAAAGUUGACCUCCAGAGUCUUGUAACAAAUAUGAUUGGGUAAAAGUGUUUUUAGAGAGUGUUAGUAGCUAUAUAUUUGACUAUUAACCCCCACUGAGUUACUUGCAGUCAAAUAAUAAAUAAAUAAAUUGUUCUUGACAAAGUCACUACACUUGGUAGUGAUGCACAGUUUAGAGGAAGAACACAUUGUGAUUUUUGUAUUACAGAUUGUACAACAAGAUUAUGUAUAAAGGCCUAUACUGGUUAGUGGUGUUUUGUUUUAUCUUUUGUUUGGCAGUUCCAUUUUCUUCACAAGACCACAAGACCAAGCUUUAUACACUUUUCUGCACUCAGCCUCCUAAGUGCAAAAUGCCCCGUGUGGCAGCUUUUUUUUAGUUUGAUUUUGGGCUUAUCAGGCUUCUAAGUGUUGUCUUUAUUUUCAGAGUAGCUGGAUAGUCUGAAUUUAAAUUUCUGUGUAAACAACUAGCAAAUUAGUAACAUCUCUACAAACAGUGAAUUCCACUGAGGAAAAAGCACAAAUUGAGAUUAUGGUGCCGCCAAGACAAAAAUCCUUUGAGAUUUUGUAAAAAGGUUCAUGAUUUCAUGUCAGAAAAAUCUGCGUCUGAGGAAAUGAGGCUUUAUUUGAUGAAUCCUAGUUUCCUGUAGUAUUCGACUUUAAAGUAAAGCAGCCUCAGUUGAAACAAAGAGCACAUGUGUGAACAUUUUAAAUAGAAAUGUUGAAUGAAAAGAAGCCAUGAAGCUACUUUUAUACAACAAUGGUUUCCUUUCAGCGUGUUGUAUGGAGUUUUUUCUGCUAACUACAUUGAUCACGAGACGUGACAGCCGAGAUCCGCUGACGUUUAUCACCCUGACUAAACGAUAUCCUGAGGGAGAGCAUGAUUCCAGCUGUAUUUAAACUCUCUCCCUUAAAGCUACAGUAACACGUUUGCUCGCUUCUUUCAGCAGUCCAGCCAUGUGAAUUGAAAGAAUGUUGUAAGUUACUGACUGGAGAUAAAAAUAAACUCACAAACAUAAUUCAUUUGUCAUUGCUGCAAGUUAAGGACACAGAAAAAGUUAGAUGAAGUUGUUUAUAAUCUCUCCUUCUUGCUCUCUGCAGAAGACAGAUUGGGAGGUGGCCAUCAAGAGCAUCAAUAAGAAGAAUCUGUCCAAGUCCCAGAUCCUGCUUGGCAAGGAGAUCAAAAUCCUGAAGGUGAGCAUGACCCUUAAUUGCCUCUCAGUUAUCUCUUCAAUCAACCAGUGAUCUGAUAUUGACCUUUUGUAAGUGUGCACCUUAAACAGAAGAGAGGCCUUGUCUUUAGGGAUAGAAAUGUCAUUAAAGAGACUCCAUUAUCUGCUGCUAAUCUUCCAUCUUGUGUUCUGUUUAAACUCAGGAGCUGCAGCAUGAAAACAUUGUCGCUCUCUACGAUGUCCAGGUAAGAUUUGAAUCUUUGAAUUCAAUGACCAAAGACUUUUCUUGUUGAGCUGUGUUCUAGUGUGCGUCUCAGUCGAGUGUUACAUCUGUAGGUCUUUUGAAAGAGAGUGGGGUUUGUCUGAGAGCUUUUCGUUCCACUAUCUAUGGAGCAAGAAUGUAAAAAUAAGCCAUCUCUAAAUCUCCUAUAGUUGUUCAGUGGAUGAGUGUAACUAUUGACGAGUCCUUCAUUUUGAUGCUGAGUAAGGCUGCCCUCUGUCUCUUUUGACUCAGCUGGCUGAUUCAGAGUUGAGCUAUUGCACUUGUUCAGUCCAUGUUAUCAUUGUUGAGCUGAAGAGCAUCAGCUACAAUCAUGGUUGCACUCUCUAAAAGAUACGAGGAAAAAAAGACUACCGAGGUAUUGUCUAUGUGGGCUCUAGUUUGUAGUUUUUGUAAUAAUACUUGAUUACUUAUAAAGUAUCUUAGCCAAUGUACAAUUAAUCUCAUACCCUUACUGUAUCUACUGUAUGGUAUUUAAUGCUCACCAGCCUAAUUUCCCAUGCUAGAGCUAGAGUCUGGUAUCACAUAGUCCUGCCAUUUCCUGCCUGAGACUCAUGUGGAUGAAAAUAUUGUGCUCUAUAAAUACACAGUUAUUGCUCAAGGCAGGAUAUUAGACCGUAUCUUUCAGAACUUUCUCCCUAUUGCACUUAUCGCUUGUGCAAAGAGAGAUGGAUUUCUCCCUGAUUGUUUUUCUGACAGGCUCUGGCUGCCCUCAGUGGUUUGCUGCCGCACAAAUUGAACAGAUAUUUGUCGUUUUGAAGAGAAAACUUGAACAGAGACUGUUGUGGCUCAGCAACAGCAGUCAGUGAAACUGUGAGUUAUAGGCUUUACAUUUGCUUCUUUGUUAUAUUCCUCUCUGUCUGGACACAUGGUAAAAAUAGCUGUGGCUCUGUUUAAGUGUGAGGAAGUCUGAGUGGCUUCCCUCCCUUCAAACCGCUCUUCUGUUUACCGUAUGUCCUCCGUCAGAACAGUCCUCUUCAGCAUAUCAACAGAGGAGUGUUUGCAGUGAUGUCCUGAAUUGGCUCAUAGUUGAGUGUACUUUUAAUAAGGGGAUAUAAAAGGUGAAAUGAAGUGUAAACAGUUAAAGCGAUAGUGAAGCACUUUCCAACAUAGCAGAGGUCCUUCCUAUGUUUAUGUAAUGCAGCCUCCCACCGGGACCGUACUGAUCACUCCAUCCACUCCCCACCCACCCAUCCUUUCAUAUCCACAUCCCUACAUCAGACCAGCUGAUGUAAUAAACUCUUCCAGAGGCUGGUGACUGAGGAUGAGGAGCACAGUCAUAACCCAGCAGGCAGGAUGCAGCAUGAUAACUCACUUCCAUCGGUGACACAACUUAAAGAAACAGCUUGUGGAUUUGAUUUCAAGAACCGGAUCUGUAUCUUCAUACUAAGCCCGGUCAUUGAAAAUAGUUCCUUGAUUUAGUGCUAUUGAUAAAAAAGAUCUCACUUCGAUUUUCUCCUCUAGUAAUCACUAUAUACCAGCUGCAUAUCUAUCAAUUUAAGUAGACCCUUUGUACUCAUUUUCCCCUUUUAUUGAGCUAGCAGAAGACACUCAUAAAAUACAUUACCAGGAUUGCAGCCUAAAGAAGUCCUCCUUUAUCUGCCUCUGCCUGAACUACUUUGUAAUAUCUGCUUUUCCACUGAUAUAAAAUGACUGAGUGCUACUUUUUACACAACUUUGUAGCUUUGGAACAACUUAAAAGCUACCAAAAAUGUAGUCUGACUUACUGUUUGUGUUUCUGAGCCUUAAUGGAAGGUCUUUAUAGAUUAAAUAGCCCCAGGUUUCAGUAACAGUUAAGAUACUAUCUCUACUUCAUCUAUUAUUGGCCUUGUUUGCUAAGGAGUCAUCAGUGAAGUGGUGAGCACAAACAACCACGUCACAUUCUGCAUUGUAAUCCAACAAUGUAGAAUUAUAUGUAUGUAUCUAAACAUGGGAUGGCAUAGUGGCUCUUCUUUAACUAAACUGUUUUUACACUUUUAUCUGAUUUUCUUUCCAGAGUAUCUUGAUUGCCUUGCCUCUUGCCUUUUUUAGCUGGUGAAACAGUAACUAAGUAAUAGUAUCUGCUGAAUCGGCUCAUCUUUCACUUCGGUACAGAACCACACUGAUUACAACUGAUUUGAAAGUCACUUUUACCCAUAAAAAUCUGCACAGUGACGAAAACCUUGCAUGUUUUCUUUUGUGCAUUCAGCAAAGAACAGAAGAAGUGCUGAGGUAGGAUGGUAUGGUGUCAACACAUUAUGACACAAUGUGGCGCCGAGUGAGUGAACAUCUCCAUUGUGAAACUAAAUCAAGCAUAAAAAGGAACACAAGCAGUUCCUCUCUGUGUUUAUUUAGUGUUCAGCCCAAUACAAUGCAGGCUAGUCUAUGCGAUUUAGCGAGAACAGAGACCGACAGAAUCAGCUUAAGUUUGGGCUUCAUAAAAGUCUGAGAGUAAUAACGUUUUUAUUCUAUUCUGUUUGAAAUGGCUCCAACAUUGUCUCAGUUUCACAUUCGCUUUUAUCUCAAACAUCCUGCUGUGAAAAGACUGAGCAUGUUUGGACUGACCUCCUUUACUUUUGCAUCUCACCAUCUGUCAAAUGCCUGCUGGCAUACUGUAAAUUACAAGUGAAAGUACAGCCAUGCUAACAGCGCUGAGAGCAUGUCUAACACAGUGACAUUUAUUACAUGUAGCUACUUAUGUUUGCUAUGCUCCCACUAUAUAUAGUUUAUAUUUUUAGCUAAGUGGUAGCCUCUGGUGUGCAAAAUAAAGCUGAUUUAGAAAUGGAAUAAACUGCAAUUUUAACAAGAGUUUGUUUGAUACUGUCUUUAAAAGCCAAUAAAUACUCUUGAUAGCUCAAGCAAAUGCACAUUUUUAUAGCAGAAUUAAUCAUGUUUGCAGCCUGGGCUGGGUUGCCAUGCCUCAUUUGUGUCCUUCAUACCAGCUGUAGGAAGAAGGACAGGGUAUUUUUGACAGCCUCAUUAGACAAUAUGUUUCACAAUAUAGAGGCCAAGAUAUGAUACAUGUCCUGCACAAAGUCCACUGCAACAGCUGUUCUGUUGUUACAUCCCUACUGACUAUCAUGGGACAUCACACUAACCCUCUGAUAGAAAGACAUCUGACUACCACACCACUGGGCCACAUCCACUCAUCUGUCAUGCAUACUUCUUCUGUGUAUUUUUUAUUUUUAAGGGAGCAUGUUUAUUUAUACAGACAAAAAUAAAAUAUUACCUCCUCUACUACAACCCACACCCUCUAUAAUAGGAAAAACAAAUGUUUGCACAGAAUAUAUCCACAAUCCAGGUACUGGUUAUUUCAAAAUAGAGUGUACAGACAGACCAACAGAUACUGUAUUUCUGCUAAUGUGGUUAAAAUCUAUCUUAUCCUUGAAUUUUAAUCUUUAUCUUAUCGUCAUACUUGGCUGCAUUGAGUCAUGAAGUCAGUUUGAACUCUGUAUCUUUUGCUGUGUGUGAGUACCUGCACGGAUAUGGGACCAUUAAAAGGUCACACACUCUCCCGAUGAGGCCUUUAUUGCGUCAAAGACUUGCCCUUUCCCAGCCACCAUAGAAGUGUCAGUGGACCUAUCAGUACCACUAACCCCCUGCAGUGUCGACUACAGGCAGGUCAGAGGGUCAGGUUUGUGGGUCAUUGUUAUCAGACUUAAAAUAGGUGACCCAUAUCAUGGUGGUACUGGUAAGAGCAUCAGCAGCUGUUUCCUAAAGUAAGAAUCUUUAUUUUUUCCAGAAACAGCGUUAUUAUCACCCUUUUCACAUCUAUUGAUUAUAUUUUCUGUAAUGUUCUUGGACACUGAAGUUAUCAAUUUGGGCCUAACAAGAGCACAAUGAACACUUUUUAAUGGACACAUGCGGGCACAUUUGCCAGCAAAGGAUCAAGUUGCAGACUUUGCAGCCAGUGUAGCAGAUGUCAGAAACAAACAACUGGAGUAACUACAACAGUCCUUGCAUGUAUUUGUCAGGCACACCAUUAAAUGAGAGAUGUACAGGUGCGGUGAUUGAACAUUGUUAACGAUGCACAGGUGUAGUGAUUGAACUUUGUUAACAAUGCACAGGUGUGUUGGUUGAACAUUGUUAAUGCACAGUAUUGUCCUUCUUUUAAAAACACUGGCCCACUGUCAAAUAGUUUGCCAUGCACGUAUGUCAGUAGCCGAAGUUUAUCUGCAUUUUGGCUCGUCUUAUCUCUUUCUCUAGCUUGCCAACUAAACGCUGGCAGGCUGGUAUACCUGCCUGUAGCUGAUUCAGAGAAAAAGGCUUUUAUUAGGCAGGAGAAGUCACCUGAUGGAAAAACAUGUAAACAUGACAGAGUGGUGGUAGUGUGGGAGUAUUACAAAAAAUAUACAGUUUGCUCCAGUGACAUGUCAAGAGGGACUCAAAAGCAAGGACAGGGAGAGACUUGUUUUGAAUUUAAGCAUUCAUGAAAAGUAGAACCAAAGAGCCACAAAAGUUCUGCAAAUAAAACCAAUAUAAGAAUUCAUAUAGGCUAAAUUGUUAUAUUUAUCAAAGGUAUCAGUUUGGUUCUCUGAAUUGGUGCUGCAUCUCAACGCAAAAUGUAGUAUAUGUUAAGAUCCAUUUUUAGGAAUAAAGAAUGACCCUUUAAACUCUUUCUAACUCUUGUUCAUUUUGUAUGCCAUUUUUUACAUGCAGUCUGAGUAUUUGCAUUGAUUGAUAUACCAAAUUAAUCUUAAACUGCUAGGAUUUAUUAAAUAGACUGCUGUAGACCACAAAAAGAAAAAUUCUAAACAAAAAUCUUUAAAAGCCAGCAGCAAAAAAAGAACUCAGUCUUUCCUCGACUCCAACAGAAGCUUGGGGCGUGACGAGACAGUUGCUCAGACCAGCUCUGGUUACAUUUCCUGCUCUGUUGUGUAAAUGUAACCAUACAGCACGUGUUUCCGUCAACAACAGCUGAUGCAGCUUGGAAGAAGCCAACUAAGGAUGUAAGACGGAGCGAUGAUAAAUGAAAAACAUGUGGAAAAAGUGAGCUAAAAAUACAAAGUAAACACAGGAUGGAAACAAUAAAAGAGGGAAAGGAAAGUGGCCGCGGGUCUUGGUUACAGAAGGGGCUGCAGCACAGCUGAGUCUAUUGAUAGUCACACUGAGAGGAAAUGCACACCAAUACACAGGCAGCAGACAAGCCGGCAUGGCAGGAGACAGGAAAUAGAAAGCCAGCUGAAAAAGGACACAGUGACAGAGCAGACCUUGAGCAUAGCUAGCUAGAACAGUCAAGUGAAUAUGACAGAGGCAAAGCUGAAAGAAAACAGGCAACACAAGAAACAAAGAGAGGAAGAGAAGAAGCCCACACCAACUCAAACCACAUAAUUGACAAAGUGCUCUUUGAGAGACUGAGGAUGCAUCAAAACAAAGUGCAGCAAUAUCUUUGUGCCGAGGGCUGAUAAUGACAGGGCAACACACAAUAUGAUACUUAAUCGAUUAGCUACUAUAACAAUAAUGAAUCUGCAAUAUUUUAUAAAUCUUAAGAUUUAAUGUUACAUCAUAACAACUGUAAAAUAAAAACAUACCUCUGAAAGAUUUAGUGCAGGAUUCAUUUCAUUCAUAGAUAUUUAAAACAGUUGCUAAAGAUUUGGUUUAAUAUUGAACUAACUGGCAGCACCAAUGAAUAAACCAUUUAAAUAGUCAGCCAAAGCAAUAACUCCAAGUUGAAAAACUUUGCAAAGUGAACAGGUGGUCAUGCAAAUUAGAAUCUUGACAAGGUGAGCAGGGUCAUGAUGCAAAUCUCUCUUCAGGCUGCUCCCACAUUGUUGCCCAGGAUCUGUUAUUAUAUCACAACUCAAAGAGCAGUUUAAGAGUAAACUGGCAUUUUAGCCACAGUGUCAACAGGCUAAAAGAUAAAAGAUAAACAUUUCCCAAACAUUUCCCAAAAGGUUCACAAAAUUUAAAUCUUCAACAAAUGAUAAAUUGCGUAAAUUGUUAGCUAAGGUUCUGAAUAAAUGGUCAAAAUAAUGAGCCAAAAUUGUUUGCUGAAAUAGAAUAAAUAGCUGAAAUAGUUAGCUUAAGCAACAGAGAAGCAGAACUGGUGAAAUGUUACCACUUAGCUUCAGUAAUAGGUAGCAUCCUCAAUAUGGAUACUCCAGUGGCGAGACAAAUUUCUAAUGUUAGUCUUCAACAAUUCAGAACAAGCCAUUGUUGGAGAGGAUGAGUUCACCUGGCAGGACUUCGAGUGUUUCUAAUGCCAAAAUAAGUUGUGAAUCACAGGAUUAGAGCAGUAAAACUUUGUGAAAUGUGUUGGAUCUUCUUUUGUAAGACCUUCUUGUAUGCAUGCAUGGUUUUCUCACAGACUGCUUGUGGUUUGAAUCACCAGCUGCUUCAUUUGGUUAAGUACCAGCUACCUGCCUCCCUCUCAAAAUAGCUGUGCAUUAACAAAAGACUGCAGGGCUGGAUGUGGGUGUACGUGCGCCCAUGACAGAUUGCAGGUCCUUUAUCUGUGCUGUAGUUUAGAGAAGCUCUGCUCGUUUGCUGCUUUUAAUGACAGUCUUAAGCACACAGCUGAGCGGCUUCCUGUCCCCCUUCAUUGAGCUGUUAAUGUUAACCAAGCUGCAGUCGUGUGAGACAGACGGGUCUAAUUAUAAGGUGUCCUAUGUCAGAGCUCUGUGCCUCCCUCGCUCUGUUCUCUCUGUCACUUUUUUUGCUUGCUAUAGCCUUUUGUGUUUGGAUUUUGUAAACUGGCAACUGUACUCAGUGACUGUUGGUUUAACUUGAAGAAUAUUUAACUUUCCACUCAUCUGAACAAGAUUGGCUGAAUUUGAAAGGACCUCAAACCACCAAAUAUUUCAAAUUUAGCUUUUCAAAUGCUAUGAGAAAUUUUCCAACUCACUGAUUAUUGUAACCAAGGUUGUUACGAAGUGACUAACUCCUAAUCAGAUAAACAGAGAUUAUUUUAUGACUGUACAACUUAUCUAAAGGCCGAAAGCUGAAAUAGAGAGCCUGCAUGCACACAAUGUCAAGUUGGUAUACGCUGUUUUACAAGUUUAAGCGGAUCUAACGCCACCAGCUCUUGGUCCUCCUCUCCAGUUAAUGCCAACAGUUUAAGAGAUCUUGCUUCUCUAGUUAUACCAAUUUUAAUAACAACAGCAUGAUAGCAAUACACAGCGGUCUACAUCUCCAUGUACAAACCUCAACCAAAAAGCCACUCAUAGUCACAUAUAAUGCUCAGAACAGCACCUAACUUCAUCAACAGAACAUGUAGGGUCCCAGCCACAGCACUAGCCACCAAACAUCUUUUUAACUUUGCCUGUUUUCUUUAGCAAAGAGACCAAACACAACUCACCCACUCUCUUCCAGCAGCCACUUGUUUGUGGGGGUGCCCUGACGAGUCGAUCAUGGAGUGUGGUCAUUACUUAAGUUGGUAUAACUAGAGAAGCAAGCGGUCUGCAACAUUCAUCUCUCAAGGGGGUGUCUAACUCAAUGUUAUGGUGUGUUUGACCCUAACUUAAAUUUACCCGGAAUAUCCCUUUAUUGCUCACCUGCCUGUGCUGGCUAUGUAUAUCUCUGGUUGGGUGUUUAUAUAUGAGCUUAACCACACACAGCUAAUGUUUCUCCAUUGUAGUUCAAAAUUCUGCCAAACUAAGCUGUGCUACAUGAUUCUGUUACAUCUUACGCUCAGCAUUUGUGACUUGUGGCCUCCAUUGAUAAAAAACAUAACUAAUUUAAGAUUUAGUUCAAAGCCUCAGGAAAAUCUAAAAUCAUAACCUGUGUGUAAAUCAAGGAGACUGAAAAAGUGAACAUGGGUUAGGACAGAAGUUGGUGAAAAUGUAAACAGAGGAAGAGAAGGAUGGGGGUUUGUUUAUGAAAUGCUUUGGAUCAUUAGUCAGUCUCCACAAAAGCUGAUGUCGCUCCUGAAGAACAUUGUGUCCUAGCUUAGACAGGGGCCCCAAGCCGUGUGUGUGUGUCUGUGUGUGUCUGUGUGUGUGUUUUAAUUACACUGAGUACUGAAGCAGGACUGACAGAAUUGGGGGGAUGAAAAGAAAACAGGGGUGGUUCAUGUUCUUGGAUAACUUCAAGGGUUUUUCUGGAGCUCAAUGAGUUUUCCUAGAAGUCUUGUCGAGUGAACCUCACUGGCUUUUGUCCACAUUCUUCUGAGAACAGUCCCUCACAGACAUCUAACCGCCUGUGACCAAAGCUGAGGGGAAAAAAAACCUGUUGCUGCUGACUGAGGCACUGUCACAUGCACACACAAGCGAGCACGCACACACACACACACACACACACACACACACACACACACACACACACACACUAACAUACAUAACCACAAAGUCAUCUGGAGUAUGGAGCAUGUGCUUAGUGUGUAAUGUAUGUGUGUGUGAUGACCCCUCACAUGAUCUUGAGCACACAUGUUCCUCUCUUAUGUAACAGCUGCUCCUCAUGGACGGUAACAGGAGAAAGUUCUGAAUCCAGAUGAAGUUGUUCUUUUUGAGAUGUUCUGUGCUGUUUGCUGUGAAAUGUGCUCUUAGACAGAAAGGCUCUGUAGAAGAACUUUUCUGAUCCUAAACUGUGAGAUGUUAGUCUUGUUGUGACUGGCCAUGUUGUUCAGGCUUCUUUUGUUUUGCUGUCAGAGUAUCCUUCUUUGUUUCUUUGAAAACUCCUUUCUUUAGAUAUUACUUUAUAAAUGAAAGUGUUUUAUUACAAACCAAGUGAUUUUUAUAUUUCAUUGAUUACACACCAGUAUAAACAUCCAACACAAUUUCCAUAAGAGUUGGGAUGUUGUGUGAAGUUCCCAUAAAAUCAGGUUUUGAUGACUUAACUGCAUUUCUGACUGAAAAUAGUAGAAGACAACAUGUUUAAUGCGAAAACUGGAAAGUGUUAUUGUUACAUGAUACCUACAAAUUUUAAAUUUGCUGCUGGCAAAACAUUUUAAAGCUGUUGGGUCAGAGGCAUGUUUACCAACCCUUCUUUUAAAACUACUCUUUUAAAGGUUUGGGAAUCCAAGAGAUCGGUUUCUAGAAUUUAAAACUGAAAUGUUGUCCUAAUGUAGCCAUUAGGAGGAGUUGCAGGCGUUCCAGUUUUUUACCCAGACCCUUAGACCACAGAGCCAUUCUGUUGUAUUGUAUCUAAAAUGUAAAUUGACCUCCUCUUGCUGUAUUAUAAAAGGUCCUCCCUGAAAAUGUAUUGUCUGGAUGGUAGAGCAUGUUGCUCCAAAACCUACAUAUUACAUUCAACAAUGGUGAUUCCUUCCUAGAUAUAUAAGCUAACCAUGCUGUGGGCUCUUAUGUAUUCCCAUAUCAUUAUGGAGGCUGGCUUUUUGAGUGUGCCCCGAUAAGAAGCUGGGUGGUCCCUCUGGUCUUUAGAGUCUAUUGUUUCCAAAAACAAUGUGAAGUUUUGUGGUCAGACCUCAGGACAGCCUCCACUUUGCCUUAGUUCAUAUCAAAGGGGCUCAGGCCCAGACAACUCGCCGGUAUUUCUGUCUGCUGUUUAUAUGGGAUUUUCUCUUUGCAUGGUACAGUUUUAAGCUGCAUUUUUUCUUAUUACGCUGGAAUUGCUUUUUAUACUCAGUUAUGUUACUAGACCAUUGGAAAUAAACCUAACCAAAUAAGAAAUGUCACACCACUUUUUAAAUUGUUUUGUUGUUCAUGUCCCAAACUCUUUUGAAAUAUAUUAGCAUCGUACUGUAAAUGAGCAACUAUCCAUCACAAAACAGUCAAACUGCAAACUAUCAGGAUUAUUUUUAUCAACAUAUAACACAGCUUCACAAAUCUUUUGGAUCAGAGGUUGUGCCUAAAAAUGUUUCGUGUUAAUUAAGUGUGUUUUGCUCUCUCACCACCUCUUUGACUGGCAUCUUUACUAGAUUCCUCCCUCUGAUAGACAUCCGUGUUCAACAGUAUAGAUGAAAAUGUUCUUAUCUGUUUUUCCAUAUCAUCCUUUUAUAUAAUGACAUGUUCUUGCCAAGUAUGACCAAAUCAGCACCGUGCUUUUGUUUACUUCAUGUUGUAAAUACUGUACAGCUUAUCAGUUCCAGCUUUAUAGGAGAUCAUAGACCUGCAAAAAUAUAAAACACUCUACUUCCUUUACAUAAGGCUGAGCCACACUGAACCUCAGCAAACAGUCCUGACCUUUUGUCCUCGGCUGUAAUUAGUGUUUUCGCGCUACUACUGUCACCAACACACUCAUCCGUCAUUCUGUGCUGCUGUGAUGUCAAAAGCUCUUUCCAAGGUCUGUUUCCAAACCACUCCAGUUUACUCAGAAUUCCCCAGAUUACACUUAGGGGACAAAAACACACUGGCUCUCUACAACAUACACACUAAUACAUUUUCUCCCCCACAUAAACCCCUGUCCAGUUUUGCUGUAGCCCAUCCCCCUAUUUUGUUACAUAAUCUGCACUCCUGGAGUUGCAGCAUGACGCAAUAACUGAACAACUAACCGGACUCAAUGUUGAUUUUGGAUCGCUCUCACUCCUGGCAGUGUUGAGUGUUUUUGUGCGUGUGCACUUAGUGUUGUCAGUUUUCACAUCAGAGGAUCAUAAAAUCUUUUUAUCCCUCUGCCUUGCUGCAGAUUUGGCUUCUUUACAGAAAGUUAAUGACGACAGAGAAACUAUUUAUACGGUCCUUGUUUGGAAAUACUUUGUGCUAGGACAGAAUGUGUUCAUAUCGACCCAAUGUACAAAGUCCGCAGAUUUUAUUUCCGAUCCAGCAAAUAUGUGAACAGCUUAGAAAACAUUGUAAACAGUUUAAAUGGGUCAAAACUAGCUCCCACUUCCUCUAAGCCGUCACAAACAAAGGCUGCCUGUGUGCUGCUGUCCCCACCUGCCUCUUGAAAUUCAUUCCACUUCUGAGCAAUUAGGCAACAAACCAAACUGAGGCAACUGCAGCAACCAGAGACGUCAAUACUCAAAGCUGCCAAAGUACACACACACACAGAAAAAAAUAAACAUUUCUGCAGGCAGCAGCUUUUCUUAGAAGUACUCUGCUGUUUCUUGAUAUCAGUUUUCUCUGAUUGUGAAAUACUGUUUUCGAGUGAUCUUCAGUGUGCACGCCUCUGUUUAUGUUUUGAGUUUUAUGAUGUGUAGGUGACGUAUGAGUUACCUCCCCUACUCCUCCGGCACCCUGACACCGUACUCCCAUCCCCCCUCUUCUCCAGAUUGUGCUGCAUAAUACAUCUCCAUUAUGUAAUCCCCCCCAGUUGCCCCCCUGCUCCAACACACUCCCCCACAGAUACAGUCAGAGUUGAUACUGGUGGCCCAUCCCCCACCGCCACCACCUGCCCCAGUUGGAGAAAUCACAGGGUUGGAUUGGAAAAGACUGAGCUACUUAACAACCAAACACUCAAGCCCAUUAAGUCAGGGUCACACAUAGGUUGACUAGCAUGUCGGCAUGGCGCUGUAGCUGCUGAUCAGAUCACAGGAUUUGUUUAUAUGUGGAGUGGUUAAAAAGGCUGUGAAUAAUACCAGACUGCUUUAUGUUGUAGUGUGCUUUGAGUAAAAGAUGCUGCAUGACUGUAUAUGCAUGGCAGCAUUUUCCCCUGAUGUCAUCCUUAGGAGUAUAGACUAGACAAAAAAAAGAAGGCAUUACAGCUCCCCAAAAGUGUAGCCAAAGCAUUUGAGGCCCUCUCUACUGACUGGUUGUAACAGACCCAACCCUUCUUUCAGCACCCUCUUGGGUGGGCUGCAAAAGCCCAUAAAAUCCCAUUUACACUGGUGUGAAAAUGUCUGAUUUUAAGGCUGCAUAUAGAAUUGAAUUGUUGUCCGAUCACACAUGUGAUUAUGUAAAGAUCAAGAGUUCUGCACAAGUAGGAGCAUGGCUGAUGUGACAGGAGGGUGCAAUGUAGCUUCAAGGCCAUGGUUUCAACCACCAUCUCUGGGCUUCUUAAUGCCUCUUUAGAAACCAGUGUGUCAUUGAAGUCUCAUUCUUGUUCGUACUCUGAGAUAGAGUCAGAUGUAUAAAGUUCUGCGGUUACUUAUGUACUGAACUCUGCAACAGCCUAAUAUUGGCGUUUUGAUGCGUGAUUACACAUACGCUAACUGCUGUACUGCCCUGCUGCACAAGUUGCCCCCACUUGCCUCCAUUACUCCAUUAGACUGCUUCUUUGUUAUAUAAAGGCUGUAGUGUCGACAUCUAAUCACCUAAAAGGUAAGCCCUCGCUAAAUCUAUUAGUUGUAAGGCUAAAUGAACUAACUACCCAGUAGGGCUUAACUUAAGCAGAAGCUUUGAUCAAUUACGCCAAGCAUUCAAUCGAUCAAAAACAAAAAUUUCAGCGUAUACGAUCCUAUUUGAUCAAAAUCCAGGGAAUUUAGUUGUUUUGAGUCCGUCACCAAAGAUUUGAACCCUCUCAUACCUGUUUUAAAAAGUUAUGUGCAGCUGGUUGCUGCCAGUGUGGUUCAACACCCUUGGUUUUUUGCUUGGUCCAUCAGUUUGAAGUCCUGUCCGCAUGCAGAUCAUCUGUUGUGAUAGCAGAAGGGAGUAAGGAUUUCAGAAUGUUUAAAUAUACUGAAGUUUCUUAGGAAAACAUGCUGCUGUCAAAUAUUGUUCAAAGAUCAGAAACAUUUAGAAAAGACAAACCAAAGGGGGCAGGGAGAGACACAGCUCUGUGCGUAGAGAGGGGGAAGCUGUAGGUGUGGGUAUGCCGGUUGACAUUUUACAGUGUUAAAUGUUCAUAAAUCAAAAGUUAAAAAGAGACAAACAUGUUUGGAGACGGCAUGCCCAUCAAAAGUAGCAGUUGCUGCUGUUAUGUACUGCUGGAUUAUGAUUUUCUAACGGCUAUGGCACGAAGCCAUCAGCUGCUCCAUGAUAAAUGACUUCAGAAACUGAUUCUGUGUCUCCUCUCUUCUAGGAAACACCCAACUCUGUUUUCCUGGUCAUGGAGGUAAGUGCAGAAACGUGACUGGAUAUGUUAUCAAUCACAGCCCACAUUCUUCUCAUCUUUUAAAAUCCUUUCUUCGGUAAAAGCAACAUAAGAAGUUAUUUUAUGCAUGCACUCAUUACCAGAAAAAGAAAACAAAUCCAACACAGGCUCUCUGCAUGCAUCCACCCCAGUCUUUCUUGUUUUCCUCUUUGGUCUUUUCUUCAUUGUGUCUAAUUUUCCUCCCCUCUCUUGUUGACAACCCUGGCAUCCUCUCUUACUUUCCUCGCUCAUUUCGCAACACUCUCAGCUGGCUGCAGAGUAGAAAACAAACCAUGACUGCAACUCAGGUUACUCUACGAAAAUACACCCUUCUGAUUUCUAGGAAUCAUACUCCCUGAAAGCCUUGGCCAAAAGAACUUGUUUUGAUCUAUGUUUAGACUUGUCUACUGUAGACUACAUGAGCUAUCCUGUGAAACUGCCAAAUGACAAGGUUAUAUUAACUCAUGGAUAUCCAAUCUGCACAGGUGAAAGAGGAGACGAGCAGUUGGUUGCUUUACAUAAACGGCUUUCUGGUGUCAUAAUUUCAACUGUAGGAUUGUUUAAAAAAGCCGCACAGAGAGGGUCAUGCCCUUGUUGCUCAGUCUGGCUCAGUCGUUGCAUAGUCCACAUAUUUUGCUCGGCAUGAAAAGCUGAUCUUACUCAAAUAUCUCUGGAAGUAGUAGAUGCAAGUGUUUUCAAAGAUAAGAGCGCACUGAGCCAGCUGUGAUCCUAAUAAAGAGAAAAUUCAUUCCCAGUUCUCAGUCUGGAGGCUAAAAACACAAUUAAUUUGUUGGAAUAAUACUUAAAAGGAAAACUGAUGUUUGACUUGGAAGAUUUUUUUGCUGCGUUCUGCCAACCUACAGUUCAAGGAAUAGUUUGAAUUGGUCUCAGUUCAGCUGUGUUGAAGCUGUAAGUGAGCCAAACAGCACAACAACAGAACAGAUAGUGAAGCUUUCGGCAUACCUCUAUGAAUUUUCAUGCAGAGCUGAAGUGCGAAGCUUUGCCGAGCCAAAACUAAGUCCUUCAUAUGAAGGUGAAGGCAGCUAUUCCCUUCCUAUACAGCAGCAAAACCCUUUUAUCUUGGGCUUUUACUCUGAAUAAAGAGCUUUCUGCACUGCUGUAAGCGGGGUACACCCUAAACCAGAAUCAGUCUUAUUUUGGGCACUUCUCCCCUUCUGAAAAAAGUCAGCAAAGCGUAGUAUUUGAUUGUUUUUAAGAUCAUUUUAUCAGGUUUUCCUCUGAGAUAAAAGUAGAAUGUUCUCAUUCAAGAAAUGUCCUUGUCUUUACAGGGAAUUUUACAUUUAGAUUAACUGAUUAGUCUUGAGGUAAAAAAAAAACACACAGAAAACAGUCAAAACUGAGCACAAUUUUUAACAUGCCAAAAAGUAGAGAUUUCAGCGUUAGCUUGAUAAAAAGUGCGACUUAUGAUUCAGAACUAGCACCAUCAGCUCUUGGUAGUGCAGGUAACAUUCAUGCGCCUUUGCUGGUUAUGCAUUUCUCAACUAAGUGGUUAUAUGCCAGUUUAAUCAGACAUAGGCUACACACAAAUGCCUGACAAGAUGCCAUCUGUCAUGUGUACUUGUAAUUAUCAUAGUAGAGCGUUGUAAGCUUACGGUAGAAUUCACCUCUGGGCUUCAGCCUAUGCAAGUGGCUUGUGAUAACUAGCACCAAGAGAGCUUUUAUGGAAUCUUUGAGCCACAUUUAAGCUGUUCUGUCUUGGCCAUAUUGAUGGAAGACCUGAACUUUCUGUGCUGUUAUCUCUUGCAUUGCUGAUGGUUGCAAAGUGCUGUUUGUCCAGCAGACCAACAGGAUUACACACUGUGGAUCCCACUAGUUUUGCAGCAGUCUAAAACUUAAAUCAAUCUUUCUUGUCUUUGCUUAUCCACUCAGCAGUUCACUGUCUUUCAACCCACCACAACAACCUAAUCCUUCUGUUCUUGUUGUCCCUCUUGAGAACUAACUGCACUCGUCGUGGUCAGCACAGAUAAAGAGACAGCCAAUCAGCAGAUUAAUUAACAAGCCACUCUUACACACAGACAAAACACCAAAAUGUUCCUCUGAGCUUUUCACCUGCUGCACCUGGAUGUUAAUGUUGCUGAUACUGAUUGUUUGUUUCCCCCAUAUGCAGUACUGCAACGGAGGUGAUCUUGCGGACUAUCUGCAAGGUAAGCAUCCCACUAAUCUGUCUGCACCCCUCAUACACACACAGAUUAUUGUUCAUCAUGACAAAGUUGCUAAUGCUGCAGAGGAGGAAAAGCCAUGUGACUGCAGCUGUUAUGGGAGUAGGUGUGGGAAUGUGAGCACGUUUUUGUGCAUUCAUUAUUUAUGAGUAAUGGUGAGUUUGUAGAAUAAUGCAGGUCUGUGUUAUUAUGUGGGGAUGUUAAAGAGAGAAAGAAAGUGUGUGUGUGUGUGUGUGUGUGUGUGUGUGUGUGUGUGUGUCUAUCAGUGUGUUUGUAUGUGUUCAUGUUUCUAUGUGGGGGAUGUUUCUCACCAUGGCUCUGUACAAAGGGUUCCUUUUCUUGUUCAGAGCCAGUCAGCACAGUGUUUAUGCUAUUGUGUCACUUUCUAACAAAGGUCAGCAUUUCUGCUGGUAGGCAACAAGUUAGCUUAAAGGAUAAAUCUGCUGUUACAUAUUUUGUUAAAUGAACUGUGUGUUUAAUAAACUGUCUGGCUGGCUCAGAUUGCCGACCUUAGUGUUAAGCACAUUACAGAAAGGGUCCAGGCAGAGAAGGACCUUUUUGUGAGAGGGGAAUAUAAAUAUACUAUGUACUUUUAAAAUUCCUAAACAGCUGUUACUUGUCCUCAGAGCUGCAAUACUACAGACCUGUUUUAAAUAUUCCAAUAUCCCUAAAAGCAAAAACAUGAAGAUCAGAAAAUAAUAAGUUAUACCUAAAAACUCAAGUUUGUUUCAGUGACGCCCUUCUAUUACUGAUCUAUUUAUAACUCAGUUUUGCAUAAAUACUGUGUGGCUGUGUGGUGUGUAGCUGUCUUUAUGUCUUUAUAUCAUACCUAUAGGGUUACUUGUCUGACAGCCAAGACAAGCGAAAAAACCAGACCAGCUACUUUUAUGUUUAUGUACUUGUACCUAAGAUUCCAGACAGACUCUUCCACGUGCCUCGUUGCCUUGGGGUGAGAGAUAUUUACAUGUCCUCAGUCACCUAGGAGUAAUAAAAAUAGUUUCCUUCCGUUAAACACUUUUAAGACCUGCUAAUAAAAGAUUUUAUUUUAAAACACUUAUGAUACUAUUCAGUUAAAGAAGAUUUGUUAUUUAACAAGACAAAUAAAAAGUCAUGGCAAAAGCAAAAUAUAACACCAAAAAAUUGCACAAUCCUUUUCAUACUAAUCUGAACACUUUCAGAUAUUUUCAAGGUAGCCGAGUUCACCAUAUUUGGCACAGAAGUUACCAGUUAAAAUCACAAACAGAACAUUCAAGGAGUGGAUGCACAGCCUCUUUCACAUAAAUAUUCAUAAAAUUAUUUUUUUGAUAUUUUAGGCCCUCUGCCCGGAAAUUUUCUAAAGUUGCUUGUUCACACGUCCUGCAUGGUGUAAAGUUCUCGCCAUUGAACAGAGGGAUGGUAGGGAGAUGAGUCUUGAAAGCAGGAUGUGUGAUGCACAUGGCUGACAAAGCAUGAGAGAACUACGCCAUCGUGACAGUAAUUGCAUUUGUAUCAAUGCUACCUGCAAACUUUGUACAGAGAUUCGUACUGGUUUCCUCCUGAGAAUGUCUCUGAGCUUUUUGAUUGUGCGAAAUGUCACUAGUCAUAUAAUAUGAAAAGCAUUGCCCCUGUCUCUCUUACUUGCUGUAAAUUUCCCAAAUGCUUCCCUCUGUGUUCCCACAUGGGCUCACUAUUUGUGGAAAUUUUACAAGAGAGCUAUCUGGAAAUUUUCCAGAAACACAGGAGGAUAACUGUGCUGUUUGUGUUCACACGUGCAGCUCACCCUGAAAAUCUCUUGAAGGGUCUGAAAUGCUCAUAUGAGUGAAUACACUCUAAUUCUAAUGUUUCUGCUCUAAAUAGUUUCAAAGAGUUAAAAUCAGGUUGCUCAUUAGAACCCCUGCAAAGGAAUGGCAGUUUGCCAAUACAUCUGUUAGAUAAGCGCAGGUGUUUACACCUCUGCUCCAUAAAAACACUGAUUGUGUGGUCAGAACAGCCCCUCUCUUAUCACUGUACUUUUGCAUAAUGUACCUGCCCCACAUGACUACAUUAACAGUGAACACAAUGGGUCACGGUCAGACUUCAGAUGGUCUCAUCUUGAGUAACACUUACCCCACAGGUUUUAAUUUCACAACCAUCACAGUGUUACAUUAUUCUGUACAAAACUGUAUGUCCGUCUGGAUGUCAUUAGUCACGUUGAACCCUGUGUAGGUAAACGACCAUCUCUCUCAUUAUAUAAGAGGAUCUCACUAGUGAAUGAUUCCACCACUUACACAACUUUUCCAUGUUAGUAGUGGGUCCACUGUGGUGGGCACAGAGCAGCUAACCUCUCAAAUCCUAGAUUAAUGUUGAUAAGCUUACCGGUUUGAUCUUCGCUUGCUCUGUAAUCAUGAGGUGAUAAAGGGAGAGAAAAAGGAGGAAGAAUGAAAAGAGAGGAAAAGAGAGAGAGAGAGAGAGAGGAAUCCUCUUAGACUCACAUCGGAUUAGACUUCUUUCACUACUAGAGAAGAAGAGCUUCAUCGCCUCAAUUUACACUAUUUACUCCAGGAUUAGGACUGUAACAUGCUCAUUAUUAGCUUAAAUCAAGUGAGACUGAUAAAGACUUUCACAGAGUUGAAGCUGCUUUUUUUUGCUUAUGAGGCAAGACAAGAAAAAUGAGAAGCGCUGAGUUAUUGCAUGUAUUUAUUUCUCUAAAUCGUGACUCUGCAGGAGGCCGGUCAUUAACAAGCUUUAUCAGGCAGCAGGAAGCAUCAGAAUGAGAUCAUUCGUACAGCCUAGGAAUAACUAUACUUGGAAAUGUUCAUGCAUCUUUAUGAGUAGGUUUAAUUGAAGGUGUCUUGUGCAUUUUUUUGCAUUCAGUGUUACUCUGCAAACUGGAAAAGGUGUGACAAAUGUGUCAGGUACUUUCUCUUUCAUAGAAAAACACUGGCUUAGCGGAUUUCUUCCAAAAGGGAACGAUAAUUAGAGUAAUUUACUAAAAUAGGAUUUAAUCCCCCAAGAAUACAGAGUGGCUAGAGAGGUAACCACCUUGGCUUUUUAUGCUAAUCACAUCCACUUUAGAAGUCCAGAGAGAAAUCUUACCUCUAGAUAUUAAAGGCUGAAAAUUAGGUAUGAAUUGCUUUGAUCGAGUGUAAAUAUCUGCAAACGGAAUUUCCUUGUUUGGUCUCUUGAAAUGAAACAUAAAACUUAUUUCACUGACAGAAGCAUUUUUAUUUCAAACCUGACAAAUCCUCUUUUUUAAAAUCUUCUUUUCUUUAGCUAAGGGGACGCUGAGAGAAGACACCCUGAGGGUUUUCCUGCAACAGAUCGCUGCAGCCAUGCGCAUCCUCAACAGCAAAGGAAUCAUCCACCGUGACUUGAAACCACAAAACAUCUUGCUUUCAUACGCGGGCCGCAAGAAGUCCAAUAUCAGCGGCAUUCGCAUCAAAAUAGGUACAAGAAAUCAUAUAAUGUUGAAAAGAAUUGAUAUUAAGUGGGUGCCUGUGCAUGGGUUUAGAGAGCUGUUUUUUAUAAAUCCCAUCGUCUGACGACAGCAAUAUUAAACAUGACUUGAAAUCUUUGCAAGUGUCUUUAUUUUGUCAUGUUUUAUGAUGUCAUGUUUCACCAGUCCAGACUUCAGACGCCUAAUCAUACUACUCGCCGUAGACAAAGCUGCAACUGAGCAUGUAAUUUGUAUUUUUCCCAUUUUCUGUGUCUCAUGGCUCUCGGACUAAAAGCUACUCCGCUGCCCACAAUCAAAACAUCAUAAUUUGGCACUGGACUAAAGAAACUCAUUAUUUUCUGUCAACACUGGUGGUGUUUCCAGUCACUAUCUUGGCUCUGUUUUGUGUGCAACUUGUGUUACUGUUCCGAGUGUUUUGUCUUGUGUGCAUGCUCUAGAGUCCAGCCAUAGUGGUUUAUGUUGCAUGUAAAAAUAACCCACGUGUUUACUGACCCGUUUCUCUCCUGCCUCUGUCCUGCAGCUGAUUUUGGCUUCGCACGGUACCUCCAGAGCAACAUGAUGGCAGCCACUCUGUGCGGCUCGCCCAUGUACAUGGUGAGUGUGCUUUACUGCCUGUGCGUGAUAGCAGCUGAGCUCAGUCCUUUUUGAAAAUGAGCAGUGAGCUUUCUCAGCAGUAUGUUGCAUAACUCCCGCUGCCUGCUCUGGAUCUUUACUCCUGACCUCUAACCUCAACAGGCCCCUGAGGUCAUCAUGUCACAGAACUAUGAUGCAAAAGCUGACCUGUGGAGCAUAGGCACUGUCAUCUACCAGUGUCUGGUUGGCAAGCCACCAUUCCAGGUUAGUGUAGUACACAGCAGACCAGUAACAAAGAUUUUACAGAUACAUGUGUUUUCAGAUCUGAUAUUUAUAUUUCUAUUUUCAGGCGAAUAGUCCCCAAGAUCUGAGGAUGUUCUACGAGAAGAACAAGAAUCUGCAGCCUAUGUGAGCCUCCACUUAUUUACAAAAGCUUCAUUGUAGUUAUUCUUAUUUUUUGAGUACCUUUAUGUAUUUAAUUGGUAAACUCUUAUUAAUGUAAUAUUUCUAAUCUAAUAUUUUUGUAUUAAUUUAAUUUGCUUCAUAUUUUAUUUUGUUUUAGAUGAAGUAUUAAUUAUGUGUUCAAUUGUAUUAUUUAGGUGCUGGGUAUAGAAUCUAAUUGUUAUGUUGUUAAAAAUCCUAAAAUCCAGAGGAUGGAUCAUAGCAGAGGCUGUGAUUAAUUAAGAUCAAUGCCUAAUUGCUAAAAUGCCUCUAGUUAUUUCUGAACUUCAUUAUAAUCCCUAUUUGCCAUUCUGAGGUAAAAAAUUAAGGUUAUUGCCAGCCUGUUACAAAACAGUCCAUGUAAAUCAUUCAGGAUUUGAGGGUGAGGCCAAGGCCAGCCUGGAUCUGCCCUGUCUGACCCACCCUUAUGUAUCCUCCCCAGCAAUCCAGCCCUAUUAACCUGGGUCCAUGGCUUACAUACAACAACAGGGCACCCGAUUGUCUGGCAUAUAUAUUGACUUUCCUUACAAUGACAGUUUUGAAGUCACAUCAUGUCAUUAUAAUGCCUAAAAUAAGUCAUUGUGAAUGGCUGCAUGGACAUGUGACCUUUCCAUAUAUGAUUAUUCUGUGCAGUGAGGAGACAGAUGUUGCAGGCAAAAACUGUGGGUUAAUAACACAGAUCUUGGUUUCAAACAGGAUUAACAGAGACUUGGGUCUGCACUGCAGUGUGUUAAAUUUUUCUCUGAUAAUCCACUCUAGAGGAGCAGGAAGCUCUUAUUAUCCAACAAAAUUUUAUAUCACAUCAUCACAGCAGUCCUUAAAGACAUGCUUUAUUGCUCUGCAGUUUAUUAAAUACUCGCCUGGAUCUCAGUUUCUCUGCUCCAAGCCUGCACCAUAGUUUGCUAUCAUCUUUUAAUGUGUUUUAAAGGCUUAUAAAGGCAAACACAACUUCAUGUACUUAUGCCUUUAAAGUUGCAUUAAUCCAUGGAGUCAGUCACAGCUAUUUCAGCUGUACAUUUGUCUAUAAUAGUUAGCUAAUAACAUGGCAAACAGGUAAAUGCUCUGUCUUUGAAACAGCAGUAUUAAUCUUAUGAGCAUGUCAGCCUCAUGUUGGUUAUUUUGCUCAUGGCUCAGCUGUGUCAAAGUCAAACAUCGCAGAGCCACCAGCCCUGCUGUUGACUGUUUUCUAUUUAUGUCUUUAUGCUACAUUUCAAAUGGCAUCUUUAUCAACUGACAAAAACUGAUGUCGUACUUUGUGACGCACAUCGAAACCAAGAUUAUUAGAUCAGACAGAGUGACAUGCAGCCAACUUGUCAGAAACAAUGUUGUUAAUGUUCGCAUGCUCUCAUCACCCAGCAUCCCCAGGGAAACGUCUCCACAGCUUAGCGACCUUUUGCUCGGGCUGCUGCAGAGGAAUCAGAAAGACAGGAUGGACUUUGGUGAGUGAAGGCUUUAAAAAAAGAGUCUUUUUAAUAGUAAAUGAUUCAUACAUUGCCCGACUUUGAUUAUUUUUGUAAUGGUAAUUUAAUCUCUGCCCUCUGCAGACGCGUUUUUCAGCCAUCCUUUCCUGGAGCCGACAUCCACGAUCAAAAAAUGUAAGUUCCCACACCUGACAAAACCAGAUUACUGCCUGUGACUUAAAAACAUGAUUAAUUAGGCAUUUGCUCCUCUCAGCUUGCCCAGUGCCGGUCCCCAGUGCCUCCAACACAGUGACGGACAGCUCCUGUGGCAGCUCUCCUUGCAUCCGCUACAACUCUCCUCCUGUGAGUUUGAUUUACUUUAUUAAUCCUCAUUCAGAGGAGAUUAUACUCACACUCAAACAAAGGGAUUAAAAUAUUUACAGAGACUCCCUGUUGCGCUCUUAUUUGGCCUCUGUGGUUGAAGUACAAACAGUCCUUAAAAAGUAAAACAAGAGCCCCUUUCACACAUGCAAAAAAAAAGAUGUCUAUACUGAGUGGACGACAUGUGGGAAGACAAAUGGACAGAUAUUUUUUCCCUUCUUGAGUGCUCCAUUUCAGACCCUCAGUAAAAUUUCCUCAAGAAGUAGGUGUGUGCUGUUGUGUGAACUGAGAAGUGCACCACUAGUUAGAGCAAUCUCUUACACAGUGGCAGAUCUCAUCUCCCGGCAGCAUCAGUGGGAAUGAAGGGCAAGUCUAUUUCCCAGGAUGUCGGAGUCCACUGUAACAAUGUGAUUACAUUAGUUUGACAGUCAUCACAGCCCUGCCUGGAGGCUUUAAUUGCAUCUUUCAGAGGCACACCACAAUUUAAUCCUGUUUUUUCCCUCUCUCUCUCGCCCUCAUUUUUCCCCUGUCUCUCUUUGUCUGAAAUGCUCAGUCUCUUCCUGACAUGCAGACACUCGCAGAAGAUGGUCUGUCGUCUCCUCCGCUUGGCCCGCCCAACUUCUUGCAGCUCUCCAAAGAGUCAGCAGGAAGCACGAGCAGUAAGAACUCGUCCUGUGACACUGAUGACUUUGUCCUGGUGCCCAACAUCUCUACUGACAGCUGUAAGUUUCAACACAUACCCAACAAAUCAAAAGAAUAAAAAAAACAUGCAGGUUUUAAUCCUGGAAAACUUUGUAGAGCAGCUGCUGUUAUUUCUUUAUUGCAAAAUGCAGAAAUGAAUUCCAUGAAGCUGCUCCAUUUAAGAAAAAAUCUUGAUGAAUUGGUUGACCUAUUUUUGCAUUAUCCUUGCCAUUGAUGUGUAUAUUACCUCAUAAUUACAUUAGCCUCCAUUUCUGCUUAAUUCGCUGAAUCUUUGGUACAGUUGCCAACAAGGGAAGACAGUCUGCAACAGUCAUUAAUGGAAGAACAGGCUGCAAAUGCUCCAAAAUCCAAACUCAAAACAAACGUUCAAAAGAAACACAACAUCGCUUAAUAUAAAAACAUAGUAAAACAACUGCUUCAUUAACAACUGCAUUGCAAAUAGACGAAUAAUACAUGGCCAAAAACAUGAGGAACCACUUAAUAACUGCAAAAGACACACGCUGCAAACCCAGACUUCACAAUGGAAGUGCUGACUGGGGAGAACCUGACAAAAGAAAGAAAGGAUGUUAUUUUCUUUGUGACUUAACUGAAAUACAAAUGCGUAUUGUUUGGUACCUCCUUCUUUUCAAAGUCAGCUAACAGCAUGCGUCACCUUUGCAUGUUGCUGUUACUGGAGCCAUUCCUCGAAUGCUUUGGAAUGAAUAAUCUCACUGACCAUCAUGAGUUACGUCUUUAUUCAUCAUCUCUUUGUUAAUCUGUUAUCAUAACCCAGGUCUAAGCAUAUCUUUUGGUUUUCUCAAACUGGGCAUACUCUGGAUGUCAGACUGUCUGGAGUGGUUAUGUAAUGAGAAAAAGAGGAAGUACCUAAACUGGUAAUCAUUCUCAGAAGAAGUUUCUGUUGUUUUCAUUUAGCGGUUAAUGCUCCCUUAAGCUUUCAGGCUCAGUUUUAAUGACCCCAGAGGGAAAACGGUUUGCUGAUGUCUGUGCGCAGAAGUUCAGGGAAAUCACCACCUGGACUGCUUUUUAGUUAGAUAUACGUAAACACAUAUAUACCAUACUUUUUGCUUUUUGUAUUUGUUUUUGCUUAUUUAACAUGAAAUCCACGUGACUCAUGUACAAAGUGUGAACAUGUGGUCAUAUUUUCUGUAGCAGCAUGCAGAUGUCUCACAAUUUACACUUAUUUAUAGACACAUAGGGGCUAUGAAACACAUGAUGUGAAGUCACAUUCAUUACCUGCCCAUGAUUCCGGGUGCACCCACACACAUGCACACACAGAGCACAUGUCACCAAAUCCACAGACAGUAAGUGAGACAGCUGCUCACCAUUUCACUGCUGUAAUUGUAGACAGCAGUCCACAAACGAAAGACACUUACACUCACCCUGUUGACUGUGAAAAUGAGCCCUCCUGCUCUGCACCUGCUGCACCACAAACACACACUCAUACACACAAAGACACAAAGACACACGGUCACCUGCUAGUCCUUCAAACAAGUAACAAAAAGCAGAGCAUUACAAGUGUCAGCUGGCUUUUUUUCAGUGAUGUUAAAUCUCCUGACUACCACAGAUUUGCGUAUUAGUGAGGCCAAUAGCUUCAUCAUUUUGUUCUGUCCUCCUCUUCAGAUGAUCAGCCAAUGGGAGUGGCUCGUCGGCCGUCCAGUGAGUUCCUCAUGUGUGGAGGGUGAGUAAGACUCAAACUGGAAAUGUAAAAAUUUAGGUUUGUUAUCAUCUAUCAUCACACACACACACACACACACACACACACACACACACACACACACACACACACACACACACACACACACACACACACACACACACACACACUCACAACUGUGAACAAACCACACCACACCACACCAACUGCUUUCCUCUCUUUAUACACACAGCAGUGUACUUCAGCUAUCAGCUGUACUUUCUACGAAACCUCCCAAAUAUCAAAUCUUGAUUUAAAAUCUCUCACAGUAUUUCAUUACCACAACUGGUGAUCCAGUGUAUAUGUGGCCUGUUGAUGAUGUAGCAGCUGAAGGGAAAAUGGCAUUGCUUAACCAACAAAACAGAAACUGUAUGUUUUAUUUCUUGAAUGAGUUGAAGCUAGAUCAGCAUUUAAUAUGUGUCUAUAAAUGGUUACUUUUAUUGAGCUCCUCUGAAACUCGUAAAAAAUUAAGUAAAAACUUUUUUUUUAAAGAGCCUGACUGAAGUAUGCUGGCUGAUCACCUGCAGCAGAGCAUGUGUUGGGUACUGCAGGGAGGGGCAGAGAACAACCAGAGGUUGUCUAGUUCAUCUGCAGAUUGAAAUCUCAUGUGAAUAAGAGACAAAAUGUGCAGAUACUUGGUGUGUAUUCUUCCGAAUUAAAAAUAUACUUGGGCGGUCUGCCCGGGGACUGUCGAUGCGUGGGGAACACUGAAGAACCAUUUCUUCUAAAUAUUUUUGGAUCUAAAGACUAUCAGGCAAAAAGAUUUUUUUUAAACUCCAAACAGCAGAUGCAAAGUUAUUUUUAAUCUUUAUUAGUUUUUUUUAAAAACCAGAAAGUACCGUUACUCUACUAGUCUCUACAAUGAAAUAUUUGUUGUUAAUUCCCACAAAAGGACACAACACUGUUCAAGAAAUUUACUUUGAGCACCACAAAGUGUUGGUGUGUUUAAAUAUCAACACAUUUUCUGAUAUAAUUAAAAGAUGGUAAAAUGAUUAAUGUUGUGACUGAGUAUAGUUUAGACAGAGAGCUGAGAGACUGACAAAGACUGAGCUACUCUGGCUGAGCAGAGAUGAGCUUGACUUUAAUCUCCACCUUGACAACUUAAAAGUCUACCUAAACACAUAUAACUUUUCACACUAGUCACUGUCAUGAUAAUAAACCAAAAUCAAAGUUUACAUUCAAAAUCAACAUAGAAGUCUGUCUUUUUAAUCCAGGUAAAAAAAAAACAUGUUUGGUUGUUUUGAAAAGGAGCCCUGCAGGGUUCAUGGAGUAUGAGCUGGAUGUUGACAGCCACAAGAGCAGAAAAUAGACCGACUUUGUAGUUGAAGUGUGACUAGAAGCUGUGACUCCGAUUCCUUUUCACACACAGCCUGGAGUUCAAGUGUGUGUGUGUCCAAGGCUGUGUCACCUAUUUUUCAUGUGUUUUCGUGUCAAAGAGGCUUUAUUUGUUUCUGACCACCUGAAAAACACCCUCAUCUCAGCGCCACACCAGAUAUGGCACACAGUCACUGUCCAUUUGUCACGAGUGAAUCCUCUCUCCCACCUUCAAAUCUGCAUGAUUAGUGAGUAAUGAUUCAGAGGCAGAGUCAAACAACAAGGUGGAGCUGUGCUAAAUAAAUCACCUGACACUGCGAGGGCUGCAGGCUAUGAAUAGACUCUUAACACACAUAUGCUAAAAAUGGCCCCCAAUAACAGUGUGAAUGUUAUUACUGAGCUUCAGCUGUGUUUGAAGACUCAUAAACGUUCCCUCACAUGAUCAACCACAUACAAACAUGGCACCGUCGACUGACCUGUUUUUCUGCAGCUAUAAAUCCUGAGUCUAGUUUCUGUUCAUCACAGCUAAAAAUAAUUGGACUCAGUUUCAUGUAGCUUAUCCUACACUUUUCAGUUCCCCUUUUUCAUCUGUCCCUCCAUCUCUUGCUGCAGAUUCUAGAUAGGUCUUGAUCUGUGUGCAGGCUCUUGUGUCUAUUUUUUAGCCUUGAGUUUUAUUGACCAAUUAAGUUUCAGCAGGCUUUGAUGUGUACAAAAAAAAUGCCCUCCAUGCACGUAUGGAGGGCAAAAGCAGGCAGAACACAAUCCACCAUAAAGACAGCCGGGCUCCUGUCAAGAGGCUGCUGUUGUUGUCAAUCUAACAAGUAGUUGAUCUCUAUGAUCAGAAAUCUAUCUGUCAGGCUCAGAUGGUGGUCUGUUUUUAAUUAUGUCUUGUGGUCAUUAUCUUCAGUUAAAGGAAUAUUCCGGCAUAAAAUUAAGUUAGGGUCAAACACACCGUAACACUGAGUUAGACACCUCCUCGAGAGAUGAAUGUUGCCGACUGCUUGCUUCUCUAGUUAUACUAACUUUAGUAAUAACCACACAAUAGCAAUACACAGCGGUCUAUGUCUCCAUGCGCACACUUUAACUUAAAAGCCACUCUACAGGCACAAAUUAUGCUCACAGAGUGCAGCGAAGUUUCGCAGCUCAAGGAAGAACAUUUAUGAUCAUUACUUCAGAGUUGCAAACAGACUGAGACGCUAAGGCAGAAAAGCUACCGCGUCUGCAGUGUAAAAUGAUUAUUUUGAUGAUUAUUACUUCAAGGAAAUGAUCCGCUGCACGUGGUGAGUACAAACUUUUGACCCUGACUGUACCUGGACUUUUUCCACCAAUACUCUAAUUCAUGAAUAUUCACUCAGAGCAGAUCAGAGUGGAUGAUGGAGUGAAGAGAGACAUAAGGGGGUUGAUUUAAAUUAUUCAAGAUUGAAGAGUGUUUUCAGGGGAACAGUGUAGAUUUCCACACAUCUGUUCACUCACACGUUGCUUUGAUAUAGAUGACAAAAGUGUCGUUUUAGAGCAGCUAGCUGUAGCUUUGUCCGUCAUCACACUAAUAACAUGACAACACAGUGGCUUUCACAACAUGCUUUUGAAGUCAUGUCCUGCCUCUAAAGACUCAUCUUCCUCCAUGCCUACAUCACCUGCUUCAUAUGACAAUGACAUGAAAAUUUCACACUGUGAGGGAGGUGAGGAAAAUUUCAUCGACAGAGCUCCUGAAAAUUCUAGAAAUUUUCAGAAGCACAGAUGUGAAAGCAGCUAACCUUGACCCACUAGGGAAAACCUUUUAUUUUUCUUAUUCUUAGUAUCACACACCCACUGUCAGGCCAACCUUUCCCAGGAAAAAACUACAAGCAGCAUCCUUCACUCAGCAGUGGUUCAGAGAGUAGGAGGAAGGGGUGAGCUGUUUCCUCAACGCUGUUCCGAAGAAACAUUUUUUUAAUCGUUAAACAAACAUGAAAAUCACCAAAAUGAUGAAAAAACAACCAGAGCAAACCGAGCGGUGUUGGAUCAGAGAAAUUUCCAGCAGUAAUCCCUAUAGCCUCAACCGCUUUCUACAGGCCCCAACUCCUGCAAACAGUAAAACUGAAAUGUUAAAACUUGCUUGUGUCUGCCACCCUUUGUUCUUCCUCCCCCUCCCUCUAUAGAAAACCUGCAGCCAGACAGCCCUUUACACUACUUCCACCCUCUUGCUUCAAUGUUUGCACGCCGCCUCGAGCAAAACAGUUUCCCUUUCCGUGACACUCAGUCUGUUUGGCCUUUGUUUCUGCUCGGUCUUGUCCUCGUCUAACCGUUAGGGCUGUCGGCUUUACUCCCUCCCUCUCUCUCUGCUCGUCUUUUUUUUUCCCACUGUGGCGAUAACUCUUUUUACUGCAUACAUAAAUUAGUUAACAAGUGACUAUAAGAGGAACCGUUUUUUAAUCCGUUACAUAGGCAUCCCUUGUAUUUCCGUAGCACUACUCACACUCUCAGAGAGCUCCUAAAUCAAAGCCUUGUUUACCCUCAGUGCCCCGUGUGUCCUCAGUUGAUUGCAGUUGAGAAGGGAGAGAGAUAAAAUGAAGAAGGGAGGAGAAGAUUGUGUGGGCUGGUGGAUAUGGAGAGGAGAAAGCGAUUGAUUUCAACAAGGAUGGAGACAUAACUUGAGUCAAAAAAAGCAAGAUUAAAGAGGAGGAGUAAGAAAUGUCAAAUGAUAAUAAAGAAAGAGGCUGGUGUGGUUUGAUCCCAUCCCCCUUUCCUGGUGUGCUGGGUACAAAUCAGGUCAGUAUGGAGGCGACUGACUUGCAGAUCUCUCUCCUCUUUACACUCUUCUAUAAAGCAGCUGACCUACAAAUUCUCUCUUUUGAGCUUGGACAAUAUUCUCCUCCAUAUUGAACCUCACUCUGGAUCAAUAAUGCUUUUAGCAACCUGGAGGAAGCUGGAGAGCCUUAGUCAUGUGUUUCUGUAUCAGAUGUCUUCAAAGAGAAUAUCAGCAUGUGAUUUUUCAUCUCUAUAUCCAACAAAGAAACUGCUGUCUGCCUCUUUGUCUGUACUAGUCUCUACCUCACGUGUCCUUCACUCUCUCCCCCUUAGACCCUCCCAGGCUUCACAUCAUUACGUAAGAGUGGUUUCCAACUGGUGCCGCUCUCUUAACGGCCAUUUCCCCCACUCCUCCUCUUUUUUUUUCUCUUUGUAUGUAAAGCUGAAUCUUGCUGUGGGUGACUCGGUCAUGACUCUGGCGAUCGAGAACAUUUUGUCUCCUCUGGUUUAACAAAAGAAUGCAAAUGAGCUGUGUCUCUUUGCACUUCCCUUUCUCUUUCUGUUGAACACAAGAGGACGUGCCUCACACGUGCCAUUGGCUGUGACCGCCUCUCGCCCUGCCUUCUGCAAAUGAGCUGUGAGCUGAUUGGUGCUGCGUCUAUGUUUACAUGGUAGCCCGGCCCCCCUUUUUUUUUUCUAACCCACUGACUCUGCCCUCAUGUGCAGCAAAGCUAAACUUAAGUUGCUCAACCUGCCUCCACAGCGGAGGAAAUAAAGAACUGGAGGCUGCAGAAACAAACUCGACGUUGCAGAGUAGCUUUUGUUUUCAUACAGCAGCUUUUUAGUGUUUCAGCUUCAUGUUAUGGGCGUUGAUACCCCUGAAGACGUCCUGCACGCAUGGAAACACCAGCAACAGCCUUCAGCAGAGUUGAUAACUGCCUUCGUCUACCCGUUUUUGCCCUCCAGGCAGCCUCAGCCCACCUCAGGACAGACCCCCAUGGUGUCCCCACGGGCUGAGACCACCCCUAUCCCAGUUCCCACUCAGAUCCGCAACUACCAGCGCAUCAAGCAGAACCUCUCCAGCAGCCCCACCACCACCUUGUACAGCUCUCCGAGGUAAGAGUUUCAUUUUCCGGGUCUGAGGGUCGAAGUGGGGCUUGUUAUCCUGCAACACUGAGUGAUUUAUAAUAGAAACACUUUGAAAUGAGCAUGGGACUCAUCUUGUGACGCAUGUUUAUAUCCUCAUUCUAGUCACUUUUUUCUCCUGGUUAGUUUUAGAAACUCAGACUUCUGUUUCAUCAGCCGUAAAGUUUCACAUUAGUUACAUCAGCUGGAUUUUGUGACCUCCAAACUGCAGGGAGUUUUCGUUGGCAGCUUUAUGUGAAGACAAUGCAGAUUGGAGGGCAGAGGAAGAAAGAAGGAAGGGUGGCACCUUGUUUUACAGGAAGAAUAGCUCUGCCGUUUUUAUUUACGGUCGUUUACCUGAAAAGAGAGAGCUAUUAUGGGCUCUAUUAUAUUGCUAAUGUGGUGAUUAUUGCAAAGAUUUACAAUAUAAGCUCCUGUGUUGACUUCUAUUCAGCUAAUAGUUUUCUAGCUUGAUAAAUUACAAUUGAAUUUAUCCCGUGGUGAUUCUCUUAAGCACUUCUGGAGCUUAGAGGGAAGGUCAGGUCUGCUCAGCUGUCCUAUUUUCAAUUGUCUUAUCACUUAGUUCAGGUAGGGUUAGAGCUCUGACACUCUGUCCCUUUGACUCCUUAGAAGCUGGACUCAAAAAAGUCUCAGUAACUACACAAUGUCUCACAAAAGUAUAUGUGCAAAAUUUGAAUUUGUGUCAGUACUUGCAGCAGUGAUGGUUUGUCUCUGCAGCCAGAGCUGUUUUUGCCAACUAUCAAAACUGGCCGGUACUUCUCAGAGAGAGGUAGCAAUUAAAUACGAACUGUUGGAGUUUGUUUAGUUUUCAACUGGUUAUGAAACAGUCUUUGUUUAAUGCUGACACAGUAUGACUUGCUAAAGCAAACCAAACCAUCAGUUAGAAGACUGACUGGUUGUUUAAGAUUUUUCUCAUGCUUCUACGUGUUGGGCUGACUUUGAAGAAUAAGAUAAACAACAAGCAGACUGGAAGAUAUUUUGUUUACAUUUUUUCUAAAAACGUUCACAGUGAGCAAUUUCCUGAGAAAGGUAAAAUGAGGCAGGACCAGAAAUUUUCAGGCAGUCAAGAGUUAAGGGCUACCCUUUUGUCUAGAGAAACCACCAUAAUUGAGAUCAAAUCAGUUUCUCAUAACUUAGUAAUAUCUAGUGGUUGUGUGGAGUCCUCGUCCCUGUGAUUUAUUUUGCAGCCCUUAUGAACAAACUGGUACAUCUUAUCUCUUGACCUGCACUGAACCCUCUCUCUCAAAGUCUGGUCCUGUCUAAAAACAUUCAGGUGUACAAGUUAGUGUGCAAUCUUGCAUGAGGAACACAAAACAAAUUUUGUUUAUCUCUUAGUGUGAUUCCUGUCUGGCAGCAGUUAUCAGCAUCAAUAAUAGCAGUAUAUGUUCUUCCUGAUGGUCUGGUUUCCUUUUGUGAGUCAAAAAGAGGAACAUAAUUUUACCGAGUUUGUUUCAUAACAAGUUAAAUAAUCUUCACAACAUAUUUUGAAAGAGUGGGAACAAAAACAGUAAAACCUCAAGAAGAAAGCAGCAGGGUAGAAACGUUUUUGAUGUGUUAAAUGAUCUUUUUAUAUCUUUGUGGAAUAAAUGAUGUUUUUUGGACACUGCUUCCACUAUUAGAGACAGGCGCCUGUUGUUAACUAAAUAAAUAAAUCCUUAUUGGAUUCCUAGUUUACGAGAAAUAGCCCCACUGAAAUGUCAAAUCUCCUUUUCAAGGAAGUGUGAGACAAACUCAGAUGAUGGUUCUGGCUCUGCUGACAUUGAACACCAGUUUCACAUAGUUUGUCCACAGGCUCUGUGAUCCCCUGUUUAUUUGUGCUGAAAAAGCUCAAAUAAAUUUCACCAUUCUGGUUGUUUUCUAACUUCUAUACAAGCUAAAUUAAGUCUAUUCUCAUACAAGUUUUGAUUAUCUCUUUGUUUCCUAGAUCUGGCACAGUUCGGCGCUCAAACACAAGUCCUAUGGGUUUCCCCAAGGUUGGCUCGGGGUCUCCCAGCUCCGCAGAUGUCCCCCAGACAGUUGGAAGGCGUCUUUCUACCGGCAGCUCCCGGCCCUACUCUCCCUCACCUCUAGGUAAGAACAUGUCUGGACAUAUCCCGGAGCUUUCUAAUAACACUGCGCAGACAGGAUUUGAAAUGACUUGUGUUUGUGUUUACAGUCGGGACAAUCCCUGAGCAGCUGGGUCACUGCUGCUGUCACCUACAGAACCAUGAACCUCGCAGCCGCAGCUCUUCAGGAGGUCAGUCCACACCCAAAACUAACCCACAUUUAAUUAUGCCAACUCCUUAUUCUUACAUCAGACUAAUAAUCCUGGCAUUACAAAACUUUGCUGCAGGCAGGAGUCUUUGUUUUGAUUCUCUCCUGUGUGUCAUGACUUCAUUAUCCACGAAGUGCAUGAGUCAGUCACUGAGUCAAGGCCUUUUUUCGAACGUCGCGAUGCUGUUUUUUUUUUUUUUAUGAGCUUCGCAAACGUCUCACAACUUCUUCACUGUUUGUGUCAAGAGGUUUGCUGUCAUGGUGACCGUGAUUUAAAAGAGGGAAGCUGCAGAGCACACAGUGUCUGAACUGAAGCCUGAAACAGAUCGUGAACAGCACUUUACAGUCUUAAACAAGCAAGCAGAUUUAAAGACCGGCGCUGAGUCUGUGUGAGAAGUCACAGCACAUGUUAUGAAAGUGUUACAAGUAGCAUGACUCCCUGAUGCUAUUUCUGCUCCUGGACAAAUGAGUCAUGGAGUUAUGUCGCCUCUGAUUUGCAAGGGAUAAUUGAAACAGUUCAUGAUGAGUCCUCAUCAAUACUUCAUGAGCUGCUCAUUUGCAAAGGAAAAUUCUUUUAUCUAAAAAAACUUUGCUUUUCCUAAUUUGAGUACAAAAAAAUGUUUAUUGGUCCAGCAGACUUCUUUAGCUGACAGUCUGGCUGUUUUGGCAGCUACAUAACCCCUUUUGGGUUAAGGCACUUCAUUGGUGUCACACAAUUUUGACACCAGUACGACCACAUAGUUACUUUAAGUCUCUGCCAACAUUAAGAAACAGAUACCCACCAACACUGAGGAUUGUAGGUUCCAUUUCAAACGUGAAACAACCACCACAUUGGAGUUGAUCGUACAGACGACUAAACUGGAGUUGCUGGAUCACAGUUGCCUUGAUGAGUCAGCUUGUUUGUGUUGUUCCUUUGCUUUAGUAAGUUCAGAUCAAACAUAUGGGCGGGAUACAGUCCUCUGUAAGUGAAUAUAUACCGACUGUUACAGAUAGCAAUUUCCAAGCAGCCCCUCAUUGAUCUUUGAGCUCCAAAUCACUGUUUUUAAUGGAGCCUGGUGGCUUUGAAGGAAGCUGGCUCUGGCUGCAGUAAAGACAUCAAGCCUCAUUUAUCAAGAUCUUAAACUUGGUGUUCUAGAAGGUUUCUAAGACAAGUCUAUUGUAUGCCUGCUGCCUGCAGCAAGUGUUGAUGCUAUUUUCUACUUCACACGCUUGUCGUUUUUAUGCCCACGUUGUGUAAAUAGCGAGUGAACUAGCACCCACUUGAGAGACUGUGGGUGUGUUGGUCUUAAAUGAGGUGUGACCAGGUCUGUUGCUAUCUAGGGGGGACAGCAUUCGGGCCUUGGACCAACAAUAACGCGAUUUAAGUGUAGAAUGAGUGGCAUAGUACUUUCCUGAUAUUUAGAGGGCACAUAAGUGAGACAGUUGGAUGAGCAAAGGAGUUAAGAAGUGCAUUCAUCUGCUUUUUACACACAUACAGAAAAACUAAGCAGUGCUACUACACAUAGUAAAAAAAUCAGUGCACUUCCAGCUCACACUUGGAGGCAAGUUAGAAGUUUACCUAGACUGUGUUUCCUGUCUUAAGUUGCAGUUAACAGCAUACUGCGCUAAAGACAUCCAAGUGCAAACACACCCCUAAACUUGUAGUAUGAUUGAGGCCAUCAGAGCAGUGUUGCAGCUAUUACAAGCUGUUUCCUUUUUUUCAACAGCUGUAAAAACAAACCACUGAACCACAAAAAGCUUCUCGAAACCUUUCAGUGUUUUCUUAAACUUGCACAGAUUCUCAUCCAGUUUUUUCCUCUUCUCCAGGUUCCCCCGUCCCAUCGUCUCAACUCUUGGGAGCUCGGUUACAAAGCGCCCCCACCCUGACUGACGUCUACCAGACGCGGCAGAAGCUCCACAAGCAGUUAUCAGAUCCUCUCCAGCCCUCUUCGUCCUCCUCUUCCUGCAGCCAUUCCCCACAGCUCGGCAGACCGGCCAAUCUCGGCUCAUCCCCCACAAAGCUCCUGGGCUCCUCCCCACGCACGUCCGACUGGCUGCAGAAGUCCCCGCUGCCCACCAUCAUUGGCUCCCCUACUAAGGUUAGUGCAGAGAUGAAUGAAUCUGCAGGUUGAUCAUGUGAAAAAAAUAAAUAGUAGUUGCUUAAGGUCCUGUUUGACUUUUUUUCACUUUCAGACCAUUUCGGCACCCUUCAAGAUCCCCAAAACGCAGGCGUCUUGCAACUUGAUGGCACUAGCUGACAGUCCUGUGCCCACCAAGACCCUGGCAGAUGCCCGGGAUAUCUGUGCCCACCACUGCAGCCCCUACCUCAGUGGACGCCCAGCUCCCCCCGAGGCCAGUAGGACCUUUGGCAGGUUGGUUUCUUUCCCUCAUCUCUGCUUCCACUUCACAUAAAGCACUCAGUGAUGUGAUGGUACAUUUCAGUCAUAGAGAUUUCUAAAGCUGUACAGUCUUUGGACUGUGGGGCACUAACCCCACACACAAGUCUAUUGAAUAGUAAUGUUAAAUCUGAAUGAUGUGAAAACUACGUAAAUAAUGUGAAAAGUCAAGGUCCUGCGUCCGUCUCUCAACUAUGUGAUGUCAUCGUUCUGCUGUUUGACUUUGUGCUGACGUUAUCUGAUGCUCCUCUGCAGGUCAGUCAGUACAGGCCGUCUGUCUGAACAGCCAAUCAGAAUCACUCUGGGAGGCCAGGCCUAUCAGGGCAGCACUGACAGCUUGAACACGGAGCGGCCGAUGGACACAGGUACAUCUACAAACUGUACACAGAGAAUAAAAGACAAAGACUCCAUUAUUAAGACAACAAGACUAAAAAACAUAUAGGAUAGAUACAGUAUAUAUAGAUUAUUCAUGACAAUAAACCAUCUUGGGCUUCUUCCCAGGCUGUAGAAACAACAUAAAAGCAACAUAAAGAAAUUAACAAAUUCAUAUGUGAAGUUGUAAUGUCUUUGAUAAGAUUUCGUUUCUCAAGAUGAAAUUAAGAGCUAAGUGUCCUCGUCUCACAGCCCCUGCAGGUCCAAGUGGGCUGGUUCAAGGAGGGUCUGCAAGUCCCCGUACGGUCCUUUUCACUGUGGGUUCACCACCCAACAGCAGCACUCCUCCCACCUGUAGCCAUCUGGGCACACGACCACGCACCACCUCAGGUAAGGACCCUCCACUGACAAUGAGCUGGUUGCUUGCAAAUUAGCUGUAAAACAAAACUCAUUUUUCCUGCGUUAAGUUCUUCGUGACUGGUGUCCUGGUGUUAUUUACUGGAUGUUUUUACUGGAACUGGUAAAGAAAGAAAGUUCAAACCUGAGAUUCUAUAAAUGUGUGGAUUCUGAUUCUAUGAGAUAUUUUGGUAGACAAAAAGAUCUUUGUGUUAGUCUACAAUCAUUAUUCGUACCUAUUGGUCAAUUAUGUUGAAACAUCACUUAUCGGCACUUAUCUCUGGAUUCUUGGUCCUCCCCACAGUGGGCUCCAGCAGUUCAGGUGGCUCCCUCUGCUCCACCAGUGGUCGGGUCUUUGUUGGAUCUCCUCCUGGUAUGGCCAUGGGUUCCUCUCCUCCUGGAGGAUACAGUGGUGGUCAGAUUGGCACCGGGGCCGAGGGGGCACCCAGCAGCCUGCGCUACGUCCCCUAUGGGACCUCUCCUCCCAGCCUGGAGGGUUUCAUCACAUUUGAAGCUCCUGAGCUGCCUGAGGAGACUCUCAUGGAGGUGAGGGCUGUUUGGCACCUAUUGCUCAUGUUUAUAAUAGAAAUCAAAUGCCCUGAAGGUUACUCAGAGUUAGUUUUAUGAAGUAAAAUCAUUGUUAUUUUUUCAGCGUGAGCACACGGACACCCUGAUGUACCUGCGGAUGAUGCUUUCGUUCACUGACUGUGUCCUGGAGAUGGCAGCAGUCCGAGCAGGAGGAACAGAGCUUGGCGUGUCGGCCGCCUCUAUAUACCCUCCUCAGGACAGCGUGGUUGUGGACCAGAUCAGCCAGCUCAGCAAAGAGUGGGGGUAAGGAAUCACUGCAUAUAGAGCUCUUCAUGGGUCAGAAAUCAUGGGUUUAUAUUGUAUCCAGUGACGUGUGUUUAAAGAUUUUAUGUGGUAUAUAUCCUUUUACGAUUGGGGGCACUCUCAUUCGCUUCCUGGCUUAGGUUCAUAACAUUAGAUAAAAGACACGGUGCUCAUCCCUUUUACUUUCAUGUAUGUGUCAUAAAUUUGGCUCUAAAUGUGAAGGGGUUGCUGGGACAUGUAUGUCUUGAGUAAGCAAACCCAACCUAUUGAACCAGACCCAGGAAAACCUGUGUUUUCCUCCAGUCUCAUGCUGUCUGGGUCAUCUGUUGUUCUGUGCUGUUGCUGCAGUGUUUAAACUUCUCCAUCAGUGCCAUAAACUGUGCUUGUGCUGCCCCCUACAGGCAGGUGGAGCAGCUGGUGCUCUACAUGAAGGCUGCACAGCUUCUCGCUUCCUCACUCCAUCUGGCUAAAGCUCAGAUCAAAUCAGCCAAACUCAAUCCCUCCACUGCAGUCAAACAAGGUAAGACAUUUUCAAUAUUUGACUUUUUAAACAAUUUGUUUCCUGCGAGGUAACUCAUCCCCGUCUUCAUCAUCUUCUUUCAGUGGUGAAGAGUCUGAAUGAUCGGUACAAAAGCUGCAUCUCCCUCUGCCGGCGGCUGACUGACAAACUGAACCACUUCUUCUCUGAUAAGCAGCGAUUUGUUGAUGAGAUCAACAGCGUGACCGCGGAGAAGCUCAUCUACAAUCACGCUGUGGAGAUGGUAGGUCCUCAGAGUGCACAGGCUGAUUGAUUCUUCUGAAUUCCAGCAGAUCAGGAGCUGUUCCAGUGAAAUGCAGCUAUGACCUGCAUUGGCCAGCCUAAUAUGAUCCUGUGUGUGUGUGUGUCAGGUUCAGUCAGCAGCUCUGGAUGAGAUGUUCAAGCAGACUGAAGAUAUUGCGUACCGCUACAGUAAGGCCGCCAUGCUGCUGGACGGUCUUUCCAAGAUCCUGCAGGACCCCACUGACAUUGAGAACGUGGUCAAAUGUGAGUACUAUUAAAUUUUCAGGGUUAGGCUGACCUUAAACUUUCAAGUGCAUGUGUGAAUAGAGAUACAUUAAUUAGCUUUCAAUGAUCUUUUUGGUGUGAAGUAGCACAGACUAAAAAUGAGAACCUACACUUAACAUCAUCCGACUCCUGUAAUCUAUCCAGUGUUUGUGUCUUACAUAAGUGUCUGUUUUGUGCUAACACAUUCUUGUGUUGUGUAUUUUCUCUGCAGACAAAGCCAGUGUGGACCGCAGGAUCUCCGCCCUCUGCUACUGCACCGUCACACUGUACGAGUAGCAGCGUUCACACAAACAAACAAACAAACACACGGAGGGACCACAACCUGAGAUCAUCACUCUCUAUUCUCACAGAGCCACUGGUCCCUCCUGUAGCAGUUCAAGCACUUUUUGUCCAUCGAUAUUUAUCAUCAGAUUUUUUUUUUUUUCUGGCUGCAUCACAGACUGAAGUGUGACUGAUGCACAAACUUCCAACCAAAGAUGACGAACAGAUCCAGGAACUGAAGGCUGAAACUGGAUAUGGACAUGAUGCACACCUUCUGGUGCAGUUUCUUUCUUACAUUAUGACAGUGGAUCUGAUCAACACAUAUAAAUAGAAACUGAAGUCCAUCAUUCAGGAUAUCAUUUGUUUUUUACCAGAAAAAAAGACUAUGGAUGAGACUUUGAGACAUUUUGUGGGCUUCAAGAGUCUGGAGCUCCACAUGAAGCAGUUCAUCUUUUUUUAAAAAUCCUGCUUACUCUGUGAUAUCAGUGAUUAUUUACUCUGCGUUUAAGUUGUUAUUGUUCUUAUUUAUUGGUUCAGAAGAACGGGAGUGUUCCAGUCUCCUGCCUGUCUUGAAAACCUUUAGGAUCAGAGUGGAAGGAAAAGGAAGAAAUUAGCAAAAGAUCUCUGUAACAGACCUCAAAGAAGAUGAACUUUUACAUAAAAACAAAAAAAAAAACUCCUGUUACAGAAACCAGACGGACGUGUUAGCAGAGAAACCUGUUGAUUUUUCACUGCUUUGUUUUUAUUUUCUGUGUCGUAUCCGAAGCACUUUAUUGCAGUAUGUGGAGGAAGAGGAGGAGGAGGAGGAGGAGACAAGUAUCUGUAACUAGCUCUGGGGGUAGAAAUGUGAAGGUGGAGGGGGAAAGGCUUGCCAAAUCCCUCCUCUUUAAAACUUACCUGCUCUGUGUGCAUGACUAAAAACUAAUCAGAAUGCAUACAUUUCCCAUGUGGCUGAGCAACCAGGGAAACAACUUGAUGAGUUACCCGAAUAAUAAGUUUCAUUUUACUAAAAUACUACAGCUGUUUUUGUUCUGUCAGUAUCUGUAGCUACUUUUUUUAACAAGACUUGAUGUUUGCAAACCUGUAUAUAUUUAUAAAUAUGUGGUGCAUGUGACAAGUCUCUCCUUUUUUGGAAGGAGGAGUGUGUGCGCGUGCGUGUGUGUGUGAGAUUCGAGUUUUUUGGGGGGUUAUUGAUUAAGCCGUCAGCCUGUCAGUCAAAGAGCACAAAUCUUUAUAUGUACAUAUGCGAAUUUGAUACAGUUUAUUCAUGUCUGCCAAGGGGGUUUGAUAAGGCUAAAACAUUUUUGGCACAACAGGAGUGUGCUAAAAACCUAACUAGAACUCGUGGCAGCUUCAAAACUUUCCAGAACACCUUUCUAUCAGGACUGUUGAGAUCAGUAUACACGUAUUCGUUCAGUAGGUCUGAUGAAAUUUUGUGAAAUGAGCGUGAUGUCAUUUCAGGAAAUUUUGUGAGACUUGAUUCGUCAAAUCUGCACUGCCUAACGUCCACUCUGUCCCUCUGCCUCCCCUCGAUUGUCUGCUGUGCUCCUAACAGUGUAUGUACUGUAUGUAUGUAUGUAUUGGUGUGUAUUUAUAUAUAAGAUAUACACAUGAGCACUUGCCAGGUGUGCAUUAAGGCCAGUAGUAUCAGUCAAUGAUGGAAUAUAGGAGGUGCCUUCUUCUCAUGAAAGCAGACGUGGGCCUACUCCUCUGUACAGGUGUGAAUAAAUUCUUUUUCAGUGUAAAAAUGUGUACAAAUGUAUGGACAGGCACCCAGCAGCCUGUUUUUCUCUGAUGUACUGUUCUUUUUCCUACACAUAUCUGGGUUUUUCAGUUACCCUCGUCUUCGUCAUGAGCACUCUGAACCACACGAAGCCUUUUACUGCACACAGAGUGAAGAGGGAAGAAUAAAUCUGACGGAAAUCUCACCUGAACCUUUGCUUAUGUCUGUGGACUGUCUUAGAAAAAGCAUGGGUCAAACUAAGUCUGCAUUUUACCUUGUAGAACCUCUAGAUUAUUGAAUGUAUGUACCCUGUCAUUUUAUGCCUCUCCAGCUUGUUCUGAAUGCAUUUUGAAGAAGUCCUUCGUCGGUCACGAUCCUGAAAAUGCAACACUUUCCAAGCACCGAUGUUUCAGAGAAAUGUCAAUGUUGUGUCUCUCACAAAGGUGUGUCUCUCUCUUUGUUCUUUAUGGAACAUGAAAACAGUCUUUGUUAUUAAAAGAGGAAAAAUAAAGAUGUCUUCCUUGGUAAUCCUUUAUUCUCUUUUAGGGCUGUCAAAUGACCAACUUCAAAAUCACCUUGAUUGCUGAAUUAAAACAGCUGCAUUUUAAAUCACAUUUAAAACCCUAAUCGAUAUUAACUUCAGCAAAUCUAGGCAUCUAUAUCUUCAAAUCAGUUGAGUGCAAUGAAAUGUGCUUUAUAAUUUUGACCUUAUUUGAAGAAAUGCUCCACUGCUACACCAAUGUGCUCUGAAACCAUGAGUCUGAGGUAAAAAAAUACCUCAAAGUAUGUCACGGGUCUGUGGCAAUUUUUUUAACUCAAAAACUGCUUUUGCUGCUGUUGCUUUCUGCACCUGUAUGCGCAGCUCAAAGAUAGCUCAGACUUGAAAUUAGUGAUGGUUAAAUUCCCUUUUCACACAAGGUGCAUGGUUGUUUUUGACUAGUCAACUCAGUAGUUUGAGACUUUUUUUGGUGUAAUGUGAAAUCCAAGACGAUCAUCUUGUACUGGUGUUAUUUUCCAUCAUGGCAGCAGGAAAAUUCUCCAGUUACUUAACUGUGACAAUAACACUUGUGAUUAUAUAAGAAUAAUUCUGAAGCUACUGACUUUAAUCCCAGUGUUUGUAAGAAAGUCCUCUCAUCGCAGUAAGGUCACUAAAAGCCCAGAGAUAAAUUGUAUCUGACAGUUAAAGAUAAAUUAUUGAAGAUUCAGACUUUUUUAUCUUCAAAAUAUUCAAUGAUUUCAAUUUGAUUAAUUCAUUUUUGAAAUCAUAAUUUGGUCAAUUGUCUCAUUAUUUUAACCUUUUGUUUCAUAUUUAGACUUUAUUGCAUUGCUGUAAUUUAAUGUCAUAUAAAUAGCUAUCAUCAUAUCAUCAUAAUUUUGCCAUUUUAUCUUGUAAAAUAGGCUUUCUCUAUCAUCAUUUAUUGUUUCCAGUUUUGACUUAUAAUCAGAAAAUUUAGACUUUUCCCUCCUCUUAUGUUAUUUCCAAAUUUUCAAUAUUUCUUCAUACUCUAGACCUUAUACAUUUCAAAUUUAAUUCUUCAUUUAUAUGUUACCCGAGCCAACUUUUUAAUUUGGACUAUUUAUCCUAUGACUUUGACUUUUUCUCGAAUCAUUACUUAAAGGGAUAAGAAAAAGUGUUGUUCGACAAAAACUCAAAAAUUACAAAUAAAAUAAAAUAUGUUCCAGUGCGUAAGGUGGGAAACAACAAUUAUUCAGAUCAAACCCUAAA
Messenger RNA from Xyrichtys novacula (pearly razorfish), 48165 nucleotides. The record is from the annotation of a GenBank genome assembly. Lineage: Eukaryota; Metazoa; Chordata; Actinopteri; Labriformes; Labridae.